GUUAUCCUUGCACAAAGGAUUCUUGCCAGGCCCUACAACUUCUACCCGGACAGUCUACUCAACAUGCAAGAUCUCCUUUGGGACCGUCAAGCCUAAAGUCAAGGGAUAUCUGCUCUGAACAAAGUACGUACUAUAUCAGGAAUAAAAGAAGAAAUGUCCUUUUGGCCGGCGGGAGGCGCCGUUGCUUUGCACGGCAAGCCCAGCACCUUUGCGCUUCGCUGUGCCCGUCUCCCUCGCCCUCCGCCGCAACCUCAGAAUUACAAGUUUGCGUGUUUGCUUUGGUCUCUCACGAGGCGGAAGUGACAGCUGUCAACCCACCAAAAAUGGAGUGAUUUGGGAUUUAACGGUAGCUGUGAUUGAGUCAGCCAUCCCCCACCAAAGCGCAGCAGCAGCAAAUGAGUUCACCAUUUUUCUAACGCAAUUUUAUGCGAUUUUAUCUAAGAAAAGCAAGACUUUGACGUGAAACUGCAUUCUGGAUUAGGGUUGGGAGGAAUCAGAGUGAGUAAUUUAAACAGAUUUGCUGCAGUCUGAAGUUUGGGUUUUAUGUACAGGGAAUUUGUUACUCCAAGGCAACCCAACCUCAGCUCCAUCUCUGACCCGAAAUAUUAAACAUGAUAAAUAUUAAACAUUUCAGGGCCCCCAUCCAAAUAGGAGGAUAGUGGAGUUUGUUGCCAGAAGCAAGGCAUUUUAAUACGUUUAAACGAGAAAACAAACAAGCCCUGCUGCCCAGCUGCAUCUACUAAAAUCCCGAUUGUUUUCUAGGGUCACCAUUCAUUUAACGUCGGGGGACGGAGACAGCCAGGAAGAAACCAGGAAGUUCCGUCUCCAUGUAUCAGAUUGCCCCUCUAACUGUUUCUAUCUCUAUGCAGCUUCCUCCCUCCUGGAACGUCUACUCUUCGAGGUGAGCGGAGAGACGUCCCGCUGAGCGUGAUGGGAGUUGUAGUGUAUCUUACGUUUUCAGGUCCAGAGUGUGGGAAGGAGCGUGUCCUUCCUGGACUACCGAUCCCAUAAUGCAACAGGAAAGCGAAAGAGCGUAUCACGUGAUGUACAAAAUGGCUUCCCUGUGUCGGAGGGAGCGGAGCGCGAUGGGUGACAGGGGCUUGUGAAGCGGCCGGCGCUGCGUUGCCAUGCAGAAGAUCAAGUCUCUGAUGACCCGACAGGUACCGCCGGGAGGGCAAGCGGGUCGGGGAGCGGAGGUUUUGCACGGGCGGCGAGGAAGGUGCGGCAAAGAGCGGAGCCGGCGGUGCCAAGGGCGGGUGGUGGGAGGGUCCCCGCGUCGUGGGAGGGUGGUCUUUGCGGUUGUAGGACAAGGCCAGAAUCCCCGCAACUGAAAGGAAGGCUUUGGACGCAGGCGGCAUUCGGGUGAUAGGAAUAAGCGGCAGGGUGGCCAUGUGAAUGUGUCGCAUAAAGAAAGACACGGGAAACCAUUAAAAUACACGCGCCACAAUUUCUGUGCGUGUUUUCUCCUCUGCAGGGAAUCCUGUUGUCUUUUUAAUUGGACUUGCCCAUAAGGUGGUAGCCUCAUUGGAUUGUUGUGAUGAAUUUUCCUAGGGAAAUUUCAGUGUGGGGGAGGGCAGGAAUUCACAAGCAUACAAGUGUCGAGUUUUCUUAGGGCUUCCGAGAGGGCAGGGGAUCUUAUCCAGUAAGGAUGAACAGGGAUGGGAACUUGCCAUGCAUUGGCGUUGUAUCCAUUGCUAGUCACAUCCAGAGUAGAUUGAAGACCAUGAUGACUAAGGCCCUUCAGUUUCAAGUGGGUCUAUGUCUGCUUUGAGUAAAAAAUAGCUAGGUACUCUCCAUUGCUUUCUUUUUGGUGAGAAGGAUUUCUGAAUGAAUGGGACACAUUGUGGGAAGGAGUUGGUGAAUGAAGGAGAUAGGCAUGGGCUUUCCUGAAAGAAAAGGGGAGCUACCGCCUUCUGGGCUGUCCACAUUUUUUCCUUAAUGCAUGCUUCCCAAAUCCUUAGGCUUAGGGACUGACCUGGUCUUCAGAUACAUUUUCUGUUAUUCAUGUGGACCGUGGGUUGGUCAGUUUGAGGUUUUCUCCCAUCCAUUGAAUUCUGUGGGUGAUGUAAUGGUAUUGGUGUUUGGGAGCCAUAUGUACUUGUUAAUUUCUUUUUCUGUGCUUGAUGACAGAAGGAGCCAUAUGUUAUCUGUGCAAGUAAAGCUGCCUUUAGGACCUACCAAGCUGGUGAACUCAUACAAUGAGGUUGUAGGUUUUCUGGGGAAGUGUAGCACAGAAUGGGGAAACACAGAUGAUAGUAAUCUUUGUAAAACAGAUGCUAUUGUUUUUAUGGUAAUUUGUUUCAUAUGAGGUAGGUUUUUCUAUAAAAGCACAAUAAGCAUCAGAGGAAAUCUCUUCUCUGGAGUGUGUGUGGACUGGGCUACAUUGAUCAACUUGCAAAAUGUACUGCUCUGAAGGGAUUGCCACUGCCCAAUGAUUUGUUCCCGGAAAGAUCCCAGUUGAAAAAGAAUAGAGCUAUGCUUGCUUGGAGAAGCAUGAGAGAAACAUGUGGAAUAUCUCUGUGUGUCCACUCCUGAUUUUGCUAUUAAAGGGAUGGCAUAGUAUGUCCUCAGUACUUCAAUGGAUUAGGCUGCUCUCAUUUUGCUUCUCAAAGUAUAUUGCUUUUCAUAUAUAUUUUAAAUAUAUAUAUUAAAUUUAAAUACUAUGGAGUUAGACAAUAGAAUUUAUUUCAGUAAAUGUUGUUUCUUUGUUCCUUGGGAUCGGCCAUUAGUAUAUCUGUUUUGUUAAUGAUUUGCUUUACACAGGCAUCCCAAAACAAUUUGCAAUAUAAUAAAAACAUAUAUAAAACAGUUAAACUGUGGAAUAUAUAAAACAAUUAAAUUUACAGUUUAAAGCAAUUAUAGCACAUAAGAUCUUUUCAGAUUCAAUACAGAUACCAGCUGGCAUCAAGAAGGUUCCAUGAUUUAGAAGGUUUGUUGAAAAAGGAGCAUAUUUAGCAGGUGCUCAGUAUGAGAAUAUAGAUAAUAUAAUGUAUAUAGAGAAUAUAAUAUUGAGAAUAGGCAAUAGAGAAUAUAAUGGGAUUUACAAAGGGUAGGUGUUGCCACACUAAAGGACAUAGUGCAGAAUGGACCCCCUAACAGAAUGGUAUCUGCAGAACACAGUGAUUGGUAUGUAGUGGGUGGGACAAUUUUUUAGGUAUUCAGGACUUAAACUGUAUAGGGCCUUGUGCACCAGUACCAUCACUUUGAAUCUCGCCCAGUAACUUAUUGGCAGCCAGUGCCAUGUAGAAAGCAUUUUGUCUUUUUUACACUUGUUAUACCAUUAGCUGCCUGAUUAGGACAACAGAGCCCACUGUGUUUUCAAAUAACUUUCAGAUUCAAUAUUGUUAAAGGUAUGACCUGGUACCAUACAUAGUCACUCUUUUCAGGAAAUUGCAGAAUCAUGGAAUUGUACAGUUAGAAGGGACUCCAAGAGCCCUUUAGUCCGACGACUGCAAUGCAGGGCAGGAAUCACAAAUUGCAGUGGUUGAGGUACAACUGUUCACAACUGGGAUCUGAAGCCGGGGAUGGGUGGUAAGGUGGCUUUCAGCCGCAGGGGAGGAGCAAUACGGAUGGGUUGUGGCAACCUUCUUCUGCCCCGAAAAUGGACUAGUGGGACUGAUAGAAUGAAAAUGGGGAGCUCCAGAUUGGAAGCAGAGGGGAAAACAAAUCAGACGCUCGUUUGACCCAGAGCUGCUGGAAGCAGGGAAUGCCGGAGCACUGAACUCAGGUGAAUCAUAGAACUGUAGAUGAGAAAGGGACCUCAAGGGUCAUCAAGCCCAACCCCCGUAGUGCAGGAAUCAAGUUAUUUUCCUGCACAGUGCCAGUAAAUCAACCUUCAUAAGCCUAGUGCCCACUGGUUGUUUGACCACCAGUCCCAGCUAGAAUGGCUGUGCUGGCAGGGGCUGAUGUGAGUUGUAGUCCAAAAUGUUCAGAGGGCAUCAGGUUGGCAAUGGCUGCAAUAAAUGGCUGACACACACAUUCUCCUGCAAACUUAUUUGUGGGUAAUAAUAAUAAUAAUAAUAAUAAUAAUAUAUUUUUAUUUAUACCCCGCCCUCCCUGGCCAGAGCCGGUCUCAGGGUGGCUAACACCAGUAAAAUUACAGUAAAAACCUAAUAGGGGGGAAAAAACCGAUUUAAAAUACAGAUUAAAAUGCAAUUUAAAAUGCAGCCUCAUUUUAAAAGUAGCCCAUGAAUCAAAACCAUAAGGGGAGGGAAACAUAAGGGUCAGAAUGAGUCCAAACCAAAGCAUUUCUGAAGUAUUUCUGUGGAGGUUGCGGACUGUAUUACAUAAGCUGUCUUUUCCUCCCUUAAGGGUCUGAAAAGUCCUCAGGAGAGUAUUCAUGAUCUGAGCCCCCUGGAGAACUUCAGAAUUCCAAGCAAGGUAUGGUAUAUAUAUAUAGUAGGUACUGUGAGCUAUCAUAGUUUCUGUCAUUUUUUGUGCUCUUGUACUUGUGAAUCGCUCCUUAUUCAAACUGCAAAGUUAACUUAUCACAUUAAUUGUUUGCAGUGGUGGCCUGUGGGCAGAAUCUAGCCUGUGGAAGGCUGCUAGCAGGCCCUGGUGUGCUUUGUGAGUCUUGGUUGUGUUUCCCACCAUUUUGAAGUAAGGCCCUGCUAUUGCCUGUUGCAUUCUUUCUGAUCGGUUUCAUGCCAACUGAGCUCAGCAAGAGCUAAACUGGGGUGGAAAAGAGGAAGCAACAGGGAGAAUCGUGUGGUUUCUGGGCAACCAUUCAAAGUCUCUCUUCUCGCUUCUGGGCUAGCAGGAAGUAUUAGAAGAUGUUUGGGUAGUUGCCCCUUAUCCCUUCUUCCCCCUUGCCUAUUUUCCAUUGUCUACACUAUGGGGUAUAUCUCUGGUGGGUUGUGUAAGCCAGAGAAAAAAGUUUCCCUAUUAACUUAAAGGAUGCAUUUUUUAGUCACUGGUAGCCUCUUUGAACUGUACGUGCUUUAUUUCUUAUAAUAUUUCAGCAAAAGGCACCUCUUUCAAUUUAAGAGAUGGGGUUUUGCUGUUGUCAUUGUUUUGUGGUUCUCUUGGGCUUUGUGUCAUUGUGUUGAUGAGCAGUGAGCUUUCUUUAAAAAGAGAUGUCCUUUAAACCGAGGACAGCGUAUUCUCAGUUCUUUUUUGUGUGUGCUCUGCUCUGCCUCAGAGCUUGCAACAAACCACACCAUACACUUGAUGAAUGAAUAAACCUUCUGUGGCUGUUCAUUCAAAGGAGGAAGCUAGAUUGGGCAGGAAUAGGACAGGAGGGGAUGUUUCUUUUCAAAUGUAUCUCUCCCUGCCGCACAAUACUGAGAUCAUUAGUGUAUAGUCUUCUUCCAUCCCCCACAUUGAGAGAUUAUGGGAUGGAUAGGAUUUUCUUUGUUUUGGCAUCCAAUUGGGUGACACUCUGUCUUUUAAGCAUCAGGGGAAGAUUGCGUUAUUUGCUCAGACCUUUUGGAGCUCCAGUUUUUAGAUCUUGAUCUUUUGAUUCUGUAUUAUGCAGAGGCUGCUUAGUGCUCCUAGUCUCUGAAUCUUUGAUAUUUAUUUUUAUUCUUAUGUGAGUUGCUUAGAAGGUCCAUGGAUUAUUGUGUGCGAUACAAGUCUGUGCAGUCAAUACAAAUAGAUCCCAGAUUCUAGUUUUGAUUUUUUUCGUGGGAGGAACAGAGGUUUCUCCUUUGCUUUAUUCAAUUGCUGUUUAUUCAAGGGUGUGUGUGUGUGUGCAGUUUUACUUCUCAAAUACCGUAUUUUUUGCUCUAUAAGACUCACCUUUUCCCUCCUAAAAAGUAAGGGGAAAUGUGUGUGCGUCGAAUGCAUGCUGUACAGCUACCCCAGAAGCCAGAACAGCAAGAUGGAUUGCUGCUUUCACUGCGCAGCGAUCCCUCUUGCUGUUCUGGCUUCUGAGAUUCAGAAUAUUUUUUUUUCUUGUUUUCCUCCUCCAAAAACUAGGUACGUCUUAUGGUCUGGUAUGUCUUAUAGAGCGAAAAAUACGGUAAUUUUUUAUUUGGUUUUACAAAAUUAAAGUUAUAAUAAUACCACAACACAUCCACAAUUAAAAGAUUCCUCUGAAUCGUUGGACUUCCCACCUUCUCCUGCAUGGUUUCUGUUGUUAAACGUUUUCUACUGCAUCUUUUUUUCAAUAAUCCCUAUUUUUUUUAUGACUCCUUUAUGACCCUAUCUCUUGUUACAUGACAAGUAUUAUUGGAAUCCUGUUAGUGUUUUCAACUGCUUACAGUGGUCUCCAAGAUAAAUGACAACAUUUUCCCAUUCUUUAUUAAAGUUUUGAUCUUCCUGGUUCCUGAGCUUUCCGGUCAGUUUUGCCAUUUCAUCAUAGUCCAACAAUUUAAUUUGCCAUUCUUCUCUGGUAGGGACUUUAUCUUCUUUCCAUUUUUGGGCUGUGUGUGCAGUUUUCUAGCCAGUCAUGCCCCCUUCCAGAAUACUCCACUGUUUUUCCAUCUCCCAACAGGCACUCUGCAUUCUGUGGUCACUUAGCACGAUCAGUUCCCCUCCACCUUCAACGUUUUUGUUUGUUUGUUUCUGUGAAAAGGAUUCUUCCAAGCAUGUUGAUACGUCCUUUUUGAUUCUCAAUGGGUCUGUUUUGGCUACAGCCCUGUUGGCACUCACCACCCAUGUUGGCACUUAGAAGAAUAUGCAGUUUCUUCUGCUGUACCGUUGUGUGAGAGAAUCUUCAUGCCUGCCUGUGCAGAAAUGAAUACCUGAGUGAGCAAAGAGGGACACAGUUCAGUGGAAGGGUACAUGGUGUGCCAUGCAUAUUCAAGGUCUCAUGUUCACUCUCCAGCAAAAGGUAGCUCUGUCUGAAAUCUUGGGAAGCUGCUGUGAAUUUUAAUGAGCAGUAAUGCGGUAGAUGAACCACUGCCCUGACUGGGUAUAAUUUCUAAGUAGUCUGCGACUCCUUUAAAAAGGACAUUCUGAUACUCAUUCCACUCUUUCCUGAAACCAACAAACAUUUACCAGAUUAUGCAGAAUUUUGCUGGAUUGCAACAACUUGGCUUUUGCUGUCACCAGUUUCGAUGUAGUAUAAGUCUCAUAUGUAGACUGUACAUUUGUUUCAGAUAUUUUUACCUGCUUCUCGUUGUUUUUUUUUUUUUUUUUAAAGGCUCCCAAAGCAUUGUGCAACAAUCGGGAAUAAGAAAAGGCCUUGCCCUCAGGUUUAGUAGCUAAAAUACAUGAUGUGAAAGGCAAAAGGAUUGGGAGGGAGGAGGAAAAAACUAAACUCAGCCACUGCUUCUAAUUACAGUGUUCUUAUUAGUGUUCUUUCCUGCAGGGAGGGCCAAAGCAUACUCCCUGCAGCUAGUCCUUCUCUUGCUGAUGGAUGGAGCUAGGUUGGUCUCCCCAUUUUUCACAUUGUUUUCCUGUUUUUUUCCUUUAUGUCUUUUGGCGUACAGACGCUAUAGAGCCUGAGAUGACCACACAUUAAAAUGUCAUCAUGAUAUCAUGAUCAAAAAUGAGCUAAAUCCUCUUUGGAUUGUAGUAAUUUGGGGCAGUGUAUAAAGACCACAAUUGUAUUAAUGGCUUCAGCCAGAAAAGAGAGAACCUUAACAGAAAAUAAGAGGACUUUCCAAGAAAGCUUGAGCAAGAGUUUUUACUGUCUUUAAUCUUCAAGGAAUGGGAAGGACCUCCAGAUGCUGCUAAAACUACAACUCCCAUCAUGUCUGAUCUUUUUGAAAAGAAGGGCCAUAGCAAAGUAAUAGAGUAUCUGCUUUGUAGAUUCAAUCUCCAGCAUCUUCAGGUAGAACUGGGAGAGAUAUCCCUGCCUGAAAUCCCGGAGAGCUUCUGCCAGUCAGUGUAGACAGUACUGAGCCAGAUGGCCCAACGGUUUGACUCCUAGGUUCUGUGCCCCAUUGGCCAGAGUCCACCAGCAGAAGGCAACGCCUCUCCAGCUCCUUGAAUGUACACACAAAUAGGUUCCCCCUGCAUUGCUGGGCCACUGUGUCCUUAACUUGUGAUGGUGGCUGAUUAGAAUAGGGAGCAUAAUGUUUGUUACCAUCCAUUUGCACAAGAAUGCUGCUUAGGCUUUAUCACACAUUUGUUGUAGCAACUCAUUAAUGUUCAAAGGACAGCUGGAGGCAGGUUGAGGAAGUAGCCUGGCGAAGCCACCUGAACCCUUUGUUUUGUUGUUCCCUCAUGCUAGUUAGGAAUGUGGUUUGGGUAGUUGGGCUAUGUUUGUUGUGUGGCCUUUAGUUAAAGAGGAUGAGGCAUGCUGAAUUAAAAAAGAAACUCUUGAGGCUGUCCAGAUUUAAAAUCAACUUCCUUCCUUCCUUCCUUCCUUCCUUCCUUCCUUCCUUCCUUCCUUCCUUCCUCAGUGUUUCAUACCUUUAAUUUCAAAAUUCUGCCUUGCUCAUCAUUGGGUGAUCUAUUUUCCCCAUCUACUUUUUUUGUAUGUGUGGUAGUGGUUUAUCUAUCACUUUUUAUGUGAUAGGAUUGGACAUCCUUUGUGGGGUUGUUGUUUUUUAAUGCACAGGACUGGAUUGACAGGAAAAUGUGUUAACUUAAUCACCUGUUGGUUCUUGCUUUGGAGGACUUUAGUUUUUUUUAAUUCAGAAAACCACAAGUCUUCUGGCCAUACCAACAACGUCCUCCUGGGCAGAAUGUGCAGACAUCACUAAUCCACCCAGAUGGUAUCACCACUUCAAGCAAGUGUUCUUGUCUGUAAAUCACAGUUUCCCAGCAGUUGGAUUGCUAAUUGUAGUUGAUGGGAGGAAAGCCUCAGCUAUUCUUGCUUCAGCAAACAUGACACCUGUUAAUUCUUUUCUUUUCAUGGGUUUCAGGAGUGUUGUGGUGGUUGUUUUUGUACCAGUCAAAUAGUAUCCAUGGCAGGUUCACCGAGUCCACACUGUCUGUUGGACAAUACUGACAUCUUAGGAUCUGUGAAGUCCAUAGGCUUUCUGUGCAGAGAAAGCUGUUUUGAAAGGAGAAUUAUCAGCAAGUUGCCUGCAGAGUUUUGGAAUUUGAUCUCAUAUGAUACCUCUCUUUGAAUGGGCUUAAAAGACACACCCACAUUUAUACUGUCGGUUUUAAUUGUGCGUUUUUUGAGUACACUGGUUUUAAUAGGACCAUGUGAUGCUGGGAAUUCCUUUUCGUAGCUUGCACUGGUUUUAGUUAUAUUCUGCACUUGAAAUUGUUAUGGUAUGGUGUUGUUCUUUAUGGGGUUUAAAAAUCGUAUUGUGAUGAAAAACUCCUUUGUAAAACUCAUGUUUGAGUUUUAAACAAAAAAUCAGUAAAAACUGUUGCCACCAGCUUCCGACAUCUUUGCUUACUGCUAACUCUUUUACCAAAAACAGGUACAGUGGUGCCUCGCAAGACGAAAUUAAUUCGUUCCGCGAGUUUUUUCGUCUAGCGAAUUUUUCGUCUUGCGAAGCACGAAAUCCCAUAGGAAUGCAUUGAAAUUCAAUUAAUGCGUUCCUAUGGUCAAAAGUCCAAACAAAGCCAAAUUUGGUACAACAAGAGUUUAUUAAGUGCUCUUUAAAGUCACACAUACUGUAAAGAGCAUUUCAAAAAUUGAAGGAACAAUAAAUUAAGUUUCUAAACAUGACAGAAAAACAUUUAAAAAUCAACAAAGUGUACAGUACAUUUUCUAAGACUCUGGGGGACAACUCGAAGAAGGUUCCUCUUUCACUCUUUGCUUCUUGCUGAAGAACCCCGUCCUCAACUGUUCCCCCAGCCACCCACCACACAGAAAUUCAAAUCCAGAAUUUUUUUUAAAAAACAGCAGAGUGGCCCAAUGGUCACAGAAAAUCAUAAAAAUGCAGGAAAAAACCACACAAGCUUCCAGAUUCUUGCAAACCCCUCCUCAGCUGUUCCCCCAGCCACCCACCACACAGAAAUUCAAAUCCAGAUUUUUUUUUUAAAAAAAAAAAGCAGAGUGGCCCAAUGGUCACAGAAAAUCAUAAAAAUGCAGGAAAAAAACACACAAGCUUCCAGAUUCUUGCAAACCCCUCCCCAACACCAAGUCCUUGAAUUCCAAACACCCCAACCCAAAAUCCAAACCCCCCCCAAAAAGUUUAAAAGAAGUUUUGGAAAAGCUUCAAAAAUCACCAAAGUCUUCAAAAAAGGCUACCACACCGCGUUCUAUGAGUUGCUCCUCGAAGUCAAGUCACAACUGUAUUAACGGUGUUAAGAAAAAGGAAACAAACUUGCAAGACGUUUUCGUUUUUCGUCUUGCGAAGCAAGCCCAUAGGGAAAUUUGUCUUGCGAAGCAGCUCAAAAAACGGAAAACCCUUUUGUCUAGCAAGUUUUUUGUCUUGCGAGGCAUUCGUCUUGCGGAGCACCACUGUAUGGGCAAACUUUUGCCCCUCCAGAUGUUGCUGACCUGCAGCUUCCAUCAGCUCCAGCAAGCAUGGCCAAUAAUUAGAGGUAGUGGGAAUUGUAGUUCAGGAAAAUCUGGAGACCUCUCUGUGUACCCAAGGAAGCUGGUGGUCAGAAUCCCUGAGGAUUGUUAAUUAAAUGCUUGCAGAGUUCGUUUAGAUCAGAGGCAGCCCUGUAAAUCAUAAUGACUGUUUUGUUUACCUGCUCACCCAUGAGGGUGUUAAUAUGUUGAGACAUGAAAAAGCUAGUAAUUAACACAGCAAAAAAAGUGAGUCACUUUUAUGUAGGCUGGGGACUGCGGAGGUAAUUCAGUAGGAUGGAAAUCCACAAUGGUGCUUUGAGGCUGAGCAGGAACACGGGUGGUGCUGUGGGUUAAACCACAGAGCCUAGGACUUGCCGAUCAGAAGGUCUGCGGUUCGAAUCCCCGCGAUGGGGUGAGUUCCCGUUGCUCAGUCCCUGCUCCUGCCAACCUAGCAGUUUGAAAGCAUGUCAAAGUGCAAGUAGAUAAAUAGGUACCGCUCCGGCGGGAAGGUAAAUGGCGUUUCCGUGCACUGCUCUGGUUCGCCAGAAGCGGCUUAGUCAUGCUGGCCACCUGACCCGGAAGCUGUACGCCGGCUUCCUCGGCCAAUAAAGUGAGAUGAGCGCCGCAACCCCAGAGUCGGUCACGACUGGACCAAAUGGUCAGGGGUCCCUUUACCUUUAGGAACGCAGCAGAAGGCAUAUCUGUGCCAUUGUUGAUGGAUCAGUCUUCUAGGAUAAUUUCAUACCUUCCUUACUGAAAGGCUUGGUUUAUGCUUGGGACUGUGUAGACUCCCCAUUAUUUUACCUAUCCAUCUUCAGAGCAGAGAUGGGGAACAGGGAUGCAGGGAUCUUGUGCCCAACCUGGGGCUCAAACCCACAACCCUAAGUAAGAGUCACAACUCCUAUAAUUUAUGACUUUUAGCCAUGCCGACUGCAGCUGAUGGGAACUGGAGAGCAAGAACACUGUUCUCCCAGCCCUGAUGUAGAGAAAGGUCAGGUGCAUCCAGCAGUGUUCACAGCAGUUUGUGCAACUGUGUGCAUUCUCACAAUUCUGAAGUUGCACACCAUUCCACUACCCCAAGAUCUCUAUCGCAAAGGCAAAACGACUCUAAGGGACUUAUAAAUGAAGAGGAUCUCUGUUACGGUACAUGUGGAUACAGAAGGGGCUUCUGAGAAUGGGACGAGGUAGCCCUGAUGGUUCUUGAAGUGACACACAAUUUUGGGGUUGCCUGUCCCUGAAAACAUUGCCAAGCUCCAAUAGGUUGAGGGCAUUGACUAACAGGGUCACUCGGUUGGACCUGGUGAAUUAUUCUGGUGUGAUCCAGUGUACCAUUUUUUUAAAAAAUUGUGCCUGUGUUGACUUUCUAAUCCCUAGGUUUAUUAGGAAGCCCACAAGAAUACCACACUUAUUGUUUGGGUCAUAAUGCUGUUACCUCAGAAGGCAGAUAUUUUCCGCUCUCCCCAGCUCUCUCUCUCUUAGGAAGAAAAACAACUUAUUGUCAUUGCACGUUUUAUUGUUCAUGUCUCCCUUUGAAGGCAUUAAAUAUUUUUUGUUAACAUGUUUUAACAUGUUUAUAUUAAAUCUAGAUUUCUUUUUAAACCAAAGGGGGGAAAAUACUUUUAAAACACAUAAAAUCUAAAUCUAAUUAAUAGUAAAAAACAAAAAACAAAAUCCACCAUAAAACAAAUUUCUAUCCACCUCUGUCACUGGUGGAUACAUUUCAUUAGCCACUAUGCUAAAUAGAUAUGUGUUAGAUUCUGAAGAACCCCUGGGUGAUAAUUGGUUGGUUUUAGAAGGUGGCAUUUUUGGUAUCCUUUUGCCAGAAUCAAGUGGAUUUAUUCAUGGGCCAUUGUUAAAUUUGGGGGCACUUGUAGGAUCUGUGGUCCAUGGAUUUUCACUCCACCAGAUUUUUGAAAAAUAUAUUAGGAGUUGAUACCGUGGAGCUAUGUAGAAGCUUCCGUUCUGCGAAGUUGAACAUCACCUUUGCUUUGUGUUAAGAAACCAAAAUAUUAGCAUUGCUUUUUGAAAUUGCAAUUUCAUAGAUCGUCCACAAGAUGGCACAUUAAUAUAACUAAUUGAGACAGCCAAAGUCUGAACCUGCACUCAGAAUGUUUCAAAGGAGAAUGUGUGUUUAAUUCCUAAACUUUAGAUGAUGCAUAAAAAAUAGAUUCACAUACCAGUUGGCAAUUAUAUGAAUUUGCUCUCCUGUUUUUAUGUCUAGCGAUGUGUAGUUGAAUCAAAAGCACUUCUAAAUCUUAACUCCUCCGCAAUCAAGUUAAGCCCCCAUUUCUUUGCAAAUUCACCACUUGAAUAGUUAUAGUUCAUUUAAUUGUCCUCCUGGGCAAUUUGCUGCUCACUGUUUUCAGGGAGGGCGGACCGUCCUGCUUGGCCCCAUUUUUCUAUUUUCCUCUGCCCCUCAUGCUUCUUAUCUUUCCCUCCUUCUGCUAAGACCAGCCUCUCAGUCUUGACUCUGGGAGGCAGCAUGAGAAAAGAGAGGUGCCUUCAUGUUUUCUGACCAAGGAUCAGGGAGAGGAGAAAAUGAGAUGUGUCAACAUCCUUCCAUUCAACAAAGAACAUGUCUGGUUUCCUGGGUCUUUAGAAAUAACUUCUGAGCUGUUUUGGCACAAGGAAAGUUUUCUUGUUCCUGGGAUUUAGAAAUGUAGUUUCCCCUGUUUAAUCUUAUUGAGGUAUCUCCUGCAGAUAGUACCCCAAGACUCUCUAUGGUAUAAGAGAACAUGUUGUUAGGCCAAUACCGUGAACUCUGUUCUUUGCGCUAACAUCAACGCACAAGGCUGCAAAACAGGCAGUUGCAUCUGCAGUUGGUCUGCAGUUAAGACUUCAGUCUCAGGUGGGAAGUGAAAGGAUUCAAACAGGAAAGAGAAAGAGAAAUUGUAUAAGCACAGUCUCCAACAACAGGAAAGUUACAUUGGCAUUGGACCUUUGUGGCCCAAUUUAUUAUGAUGGAUAGAUGGGUGUAUAAGCAUUUUCGUUUAAAAAAUAGCAAUGCCUUUGCACCCACUUGUUAACAGUAGGGAGAGAGAUUAUUUUGGGUAUGGAGGUGUUUUGUUUUGCUGCUUUGGACAGAGCUGCAUUUUCCAUACCACCCGAUGCCAGUGUUCGUUUUAGUGGGAGCAGACCAUUUGUGAGUUUGUACACUGCUUUUUUCCUUCUUUCCCUCCCGUUGUGAAUCCCCUGCUUUACAAAAUCCCCUGCUUUAGAAAAAGUAGCAGCAUGUAAACAUUGUUCAAGUCCUCUUUUAUUGUUCCUUUUAGCUUCUCUUUUCUGUUCAGUUAAGGAUCCAAUGGACUCUGUAAUUCGCUCUUUAUAUUUUUGAUUUCCUAUAUAGGAGUCUUGUAAUAUAUAGAAUGGUCACGCCUUUCCAUUUUGGUGCAAAUGUUCAGGUUUUAGUGGCCCAGUUCGUGUUUAACUUCCAUGUGUAAUUUAGUGUGAAUGCGCAAAUGGGCAUAUUCUCAGAGAGGAGAUUGCGUCUGCCUUUUUCCUCUGGUUCCGCUGCCACCAUGCUAUUUUUUGAGGCCGUUAAUAGGACAAACCUUAACUGCAGCUUAGGUUCAGAUAUAAGGCUAAGUGAAACCAUGACUUGGCUUACUGUAUCAUCACAGUAGCAAGAGAAAAAUCAGACACAAUCUUGAUGCAUGCCGGGACAAAAUAAAUAAAUCUUAAUUUCACAUCUACUCUCAUGGGAUCUGAACUGGUGGUGACUGACCAGGAAUGAGACCUUGGGGUUAUAGUGGAUAGCUUGAUGCAGAUGUUGACUCAGUGUUCAGCAGCUGCAAAAAAGGAGGCAAAUUCCAUGCUAGGGAUGGAAAUUCCAUUAGAAAAGGAACUGAAAAUAAAACUGCCAAUAUAAUGCCAUUAUAGGGUGUGUCUGCAUUUGGAAUACUGUGUACUGGCCACCUCACUUCAAAAAGAAUAUGGUGAAGUUGGAAAAAGUUCAGAAUAGGGCAACCAAAAUGACCAAGGAGAUGGAGCCUCUCUCCCCUGUGGUUUGCUUAGUGUUACAUGUGAACUGAUCGUUGUGCGAUUGCUGCUUUCUGUCUAUUUCUUGAUUGGUUUCUCUUUGGUUAAGCUGUUAAUUAGUCAUGCACGGUGAGCUCAAGUUGAGAAAUUAAUGGAAUAGCUUUUAGAGCAGUCAAAUUAAUGUUUUAUGCAAUCGUACUGUGAUGAUUAGACUAGAGAAAAUCUUAUUUUUUAUUUCAGGCAGAGGUCUAUUAAAUAUUCAGGUACUGUUAAUUAAAUCUGAGAUGUUGUAGAACUAUUAUUCUGUUUUCAAGUAACAUGUUGGAUGUGUUCUGCAGCUGUGUGAAAUUGAAAAGUGACAAAUUAAAUAUCUCUGUGUCUCAUAAAAUAUAUUAAAACUAUCCUCUAGCAACUUUACUGUUGCUCGGUGUAGAGGCUGCCGUACUAAUGAGAUAUAUAAUUGUAUGUGUAGGUGCACGGCCACAUAAUGAUAGUGUUGGGAGCUGUCGAAAUCGGCCCUCCAUUUUCUGCUGGAAGAUUAGCAGAAUAUCCCACUGUUUCAUUUUGCCUUAAUAGAGCAGGUCUGUUUUUCUUAGGACAACAGAGAGCAGCAAAUGUAGGGCCCCGCUUUCCCCCCUUUUCUAUUCAUCAUCAUCAUCAUCAAACCUUUAUUGGCAUCACAUACAAACAUUCAGAAUAAAUAGGCCAGUGCGAUCUCGUCGCCAUUUCAACAGUACAGUCAUUUGCCAAAGGGAAGAAGAGGCGAGCAAUCUAUUUCAUCUCUGUGGGUCUCCAGCAAGGGCAGGAUCCUGUAGCAUACUUCGGUGACAAAAAAAAUCAAAUAGAGGAACUUAGCUACUGUCUUGGUGAGCUCCUGGUCUUUCCCCUGUAAUAAGAAGCGUAUAACCUCUGUCUCUGGUUUCCAUGUUGGAAUACAUAGAAGGUCUAGAAAUUGUUGGCGGAGAUCAUCAUACAUUUUACAUUUAAGGGCCGUGUGAGCUAGAGUUUCCACCAGAUGGGCAUCGCAUGGGCAGAUCCUGUCUCCUUCUGCCAUACCCGCAAACCUACCCCAAAGGAGGUUAGAAGGAUUAGAAUUGAACCUAGCCAGUGAAAAAGCCCUUCUUUCUUGCGGGUUAAACAAAAAUUGUAAAUAAUUGAGGUUAAAUUCCUGCGCCCAAGAGAGUCAAAAAUAAAGAGGGGAACAUGUUUUUCCCGCAGCUGAGAUUAGUUCCUGGCGAUCUAUGUCCCACAGCCUAGUUUUUAACCAUGGCCUUGGCGAUUGGGAAAGCUGCGGCGCCCAGGAGAUCCUCUGAAAGCCCGAGUUGCCGUAUCUUUGUGCAAAACGGUUGUAGCCCUGGGGAAGGGAAGGAGUCUGACAGAACUUUGCUAAGUAAAGUAUCUUUACUUAUUGUCAGGGGCUCAGGAGCAGAGGCACAGGAAAGGGAGGAAAUAGAGAGCGAGGGGGAGGAGUCCGAAGGAAAUGUUAGCGAUGACAGCGGUCCGAGGUCUCUGAGUCUUUCCAGCGAAUCGGAAGAUUCACAGAAAGGGGCUCCCUUGGUCAGAGCAAGGGGGUGCCGAGGGGACACCCCAGGAAGAAGGGGCCAGAGGGGACUCAGAGAGCAGCAGUUGGAAAUCAGGACCAGCGUCCACACCAGAGUGCAGUAGGGGGGGAGGAGUCCCAGGCAUCGGGAUCAGGCGGCGCACUGCCAGUGGGAGGACAUGAGUCAGGAUUGGCCACGCCUCCAUCGGGGAGCGAGGAAACGGUCGAGAGGAAGGUUGAAGGCUGGGCGCGCGCGCCAAGUUCAAAUGUACAGGAGGGCGGCGCAGUUGGCAGCCCGGAUAGGGAGCCAGGUCCCAAAGCCCGCCGAAAAGAGGGGGAGGAGUCAGGGGGUCAGCGUCAGAAGAAUCCAGGAAGGAAGGGACCCCGGGGGGUAGCAGGACCCAGAGGAGAAAGGAGAGACGUAAGAGGUGGAGUAAGGCUAGAAUCUUAAACUGGUGUACAGGGGCGGAGACUCAGAUGGAGCUUCGCCGAUCUAACCCCUAGACGUAGAGCUGGGGCGCUCCGGCUUGAAAAUGGAAACUGUACUUCAAUAAAGACUUUUGUACAUUACUGCCGGCUAGCGUUGGUCCUCUGUGAGCUGGGACCUGGAGCCAGCUCUGACAGUAAGCUCCAUCUCCUAAAGUUUUGCACCAAAAACCUCGUAACGUGAGUGGACGCAGCGAGGGAAGAAGAUUGGUGCUUCGCGAGCUCACAAAAGUCAGGCAAGAUGACUACAGAACAGCAACUAGCAGCCCUGCAAAAUGCAGUGACACAACUCAACGCGGAGGUACUCGCAUCCAGGAAAAGGGAAGAGGAAGCGGCUGCCGCCUGCAGGGAUCUCCAAGCCAGGUUGGAAGUGCUUGCUAAGCAGGGGCAACCGGGACCCAAAUCAGAGGGAUUGGGCUGGGGAAAGAGGAGGCAGCCUGGUAUCUCAUUUCGAUGGGAAUUUGCAGCAGUACCCUAACUUCCGAGCAGACGUGCUGUUUGCGCUGGAACUGCUGGAUAAAGACUUUAGAGAUGAGCAAGAGAAGGUGGGGUUUAUCUUGUCCCAUUUGCAUGGGGAAGCUAAAGCGUGGCUGCGCAAUCUGUGGAGAGAUAAGGAUCCGGCGCUCCAAAAUGCGGAUGCAUUCAUUAAAGCGAUGGAUUCGUGUUUUUAUCAAAUAUAGACAUUGAUAUCGCCAGAAAAAGACAUACAUGGGCUCAAACAAGGCAGAGCCAGUGUAAGGCAGUACCAUUCCCGCUUUUUGCAUUAGUCCAUGCGCUGGGAUGGGAGAAGGAUUCUGCCCCAGCCAGAGACCUUUUUGGGAAGGCUUGAAUGCAAAUGUGAAAGAUGAGAUUGCAAGGGGGGAGAGACCAAAGAGCACUCAGGAGGUUGUCCGGCGGGCGCUGCAAAUUGGGGUGCGUCUGGAAGAACGUCCAUGGAACAGAGAAGAAGGACGUUGGGGACGUACGCCAGUGAGGCACCUCCCCUCUUUCCCAAGGAUGCAGCGCGUGUGCAAUCCCCACCUCCGCAAGGAGGGAGAGCAACCGAUGGAGAUUGGAGCGCCAGGGCUCAGUCAGCAACCAGAGCCUUAACACCGGGAGCAGUCAAGCGAAGCCUCCUAGAGGGAACAGGAAGUGCUACAUCUGCGACAGUGCUCAGCACAUGGCGAAAGAGUGUCCCCAGAGGCUCCACAAGCACACUGCAGCCUCAGCAACAGUAACAGAAGCAACUCAGCAGAGAGAACCACAGCAGGGAAACGACAGAGUCUGGUUGGAGGAAGAGGCACUGGGGCCCAACCAGACAAGUCAAUGAAGCCGUCCCCAGAGAUUUUGCAGCCCACAGACCCCCUCCCGCCCAAACCAGUGGUGCAGCUCACAGCAUCGCUCCAACUACCCAAUGGACUCACUAUGGAAGUGCCGAUUACCAUUGACUCUGGUAGUAACGCAGACUUCAUAGGACUGGAUUUCCUUCAAGAGCACAACAUAGCACUCCUGCCAGCCACGCUGCCUCUGAAAGUUGUCACGGUGGAUGGCAGGGAAUUGCUGGGGGGGGUCUGUGGUGCAGCAAACGCCUCCGAUGGUGAUGCAAAUUGGGAAUCACCGAGAAGUCAUCAGCUUCAAUGUCACCCAACUGUCGGACACGCCUAUAGUAUUAGGCAUGAGUUGGCUGCACAGGCACAGCCCAGCAUUGGCGUGGUACCAGCGACAACUGACCUUCGGCUCCUCAUACUGUGCGGAACAUUGCAUUCUGCCUAGCCCGGAAGGGGAAGAGGAUGACCCGCAGCUACAAUUAGGCACGCUGCAAGCAGUGCCACUCAAAUACGCAGCGUUUUUGGAGGUUUUCUGCGAGAAGGAAGCGGACAAGCUACCUCCCCACAGGUCUUAUGACUGCAAGAUUGACCUCCUGCCAGGGCGGCGCUGCCAACCGGGAAACUGUAUUCCAUGUCUGAAGACGAGCUGCAGGAACUCAGGGAGUUCAUAGACCUCAACUUGAAGCGCGGUUUCAUCCAGGAGUCGAAGGCAGUGGGGGCAGUCCUGUAUUCUUUGUGAAGAAGAAGGACACGCCCCAAAAAGGCUUGUGGUGGACUAUAGAAUUUUGAACUCGAAAACCAAGCCCACAGCCUUUCCCAUGCCCAAGAUAGAUGACCUGCUCGCAACGGUGAGGAAAGGACGCGUUUUCACAAAGUUGGAUCUGCGAGGGCGUACAACCUGAUUCGCAUACGGGAGGGCGACGAAUGGAAGACUGCCAUGUUCACGCCCCUGGGCACCUAUGAAUACAGAGUUAUGCCCUUUGGAUUACAAAAUGGCUCCCACUGUUUUCAAGCCUUCAUGCAUCACGUAUUGGCGGGUCUCCUCUACAAGAAAUGCGUCUGCUUUCUGGACGACAUCCUGAUAUUUUCAGAAUCAGAGGAGACCCACGAGGGAGACGUCAAGGAAGUUCUGCAGAGACUGCAGGAGCACAGGCUGUACGCCAAGCUGGAGAAGUGCCAGUUCGACAUGAAGGAGGUAGAUUUCCUGGGCUACAAGUUGUCGGACAAGGGGCUCGCCAUGGACAGCGCCAAGGUUCGCUCAGUGUUGGACUGGAAGAGCCCGCGCAAUCGGAAGGAGGUCCAGCGGUUUGUCGGUUUCGCCAACUUUUACCGCAAGUUCAUCAAGGGGUUCGCGAUGCAGACGGCGGCCAUUACCGACACGCUCAGCUCCAAGAAGAAGAAGUUCAUCUGGACGGAGCAAGCGGAGCAGUCCUUUCAGAAACUCAAGCGUCUCUUCUCGUCCGAAGAGCAGCUACUGCAUGUGAAUCCCAGCAGACCGAUGAGGGUUGAAACGGACGCCUCAGACAGAGCCGUGGGAGCAGUACUGUUGCAGCAAGACCCGCAUGGGGACUGGAGACCGUGUGCCUUCUACUCCAGGAAGCUCAGCAAGUCAGAGCAGAACUACACCAUCUGGGACAGGGAGUUGCUGGCCAUUCAUGCAGCAUUCAAGGCGUGGCGGCACUUCCUCAUUGGAGCCAAACACACAGUGCAGGUCCGCACGGACCAUAAAAACCUGGAGUACUGGCGCACGGCAAGGUUCCUGAACCAGAGGCACAUACGAUGGGCGGAGUUCUUUGCGGAUUUCGACUUCAGGAUAGAGUACAUCCCAGGCGACAACAACAUCAUGGCGGAUGCACUGUCCAGAAAGCCGCAAUACCUCGAGGAGGCGGCACCAGCAGCGGCCAAGCACAUCUUCGCACCGAAGCGUGGGCGUGCGCUUCAGCAACCGUGGACCUGGAUGCUGUACGUCGAGCACUGCAGGAGGACCCCUUCGCGCAAGCAAAGAUGGCAGAGGUGCAAAGGGGCACGGCGGAGGACGACGAGUUCCAGAUACGCGACGGAUUGCUCAUCCGCAGAGGGGCCCUCUACGUACCGGGAGACGACCUCCGCGCGAAAGUACUGCAGCAGUUGCACGACGCACCCACCGCCGGGCACUUUGGCAAAGAGAAGACGGUAGAAUUAGUAGCCAGAGAUUUUGGUGGCCCAAGAUGCGGGGGAAGUCGCGGAUUACGUCUCGAGGUGCGACACCUGCCAAAGGGCCAAGUCAGUGCACAAACCGCCGGCGGGACUGCUCGAACCGCUGCAGACACCGCUCGAACCGUGGGAGAGGGUGGCCCUGGACUUUGUCACGGAUCUACCCAGCUCGAGGGGCAAGACGGCAGUGCUAGUGGUGGUGGACAUGUUCACCAAAAUGGCCCACUUCAUUCCGUGCGCGAAGGUGGCCACGGCGGAACAGACCGCCAAACUGUUCAUAGACCACGUGUUCAGGGUUCACGGUCUGCCACGGUCUAUCCUGUCCGACCGGGGCGACAGUUCAUCUCGAACUUCUGGCAGAAGCUGAUGGGUUUCCUGAACGUCAAGAUCAACCUAGCGUCGGCGAGACACCCGCAGACGAACGGACAAGCGGAGCGAGUCAACGCCAUCAUGCAGCAGUACCUGCGAUGCUACGCAAAUCAGCAGCCGGCAACAUGGGUGGACUACCUGCCGCUCGCUGAGUUCGCCUACAACAACACGAAGCACGUGUCCACGGGGGUGACACCGUUCUUCGCCAACAACGGGAGGCAUCCCAGAACCUUCCCGGGAUUAGCGAGAGCGGGGAGGGGAGCCACAGGCAGCGGAAGCCUUAGCAUCAGAGUUGCAGGAGGUUCACGAACAGCUUCGGAGGCAGUUAGAACUAGCAAAGCACGCAUACAAACUGCAGGCUGACAAGCACAGAAGGGUUGGGGAAGACAUACAGGUGGGAGACUGGGUUUGGUUAGCAGCCCAGGCAGUGCCGGCCAGAUCGUUAGCGAAGAAGAAGCUAGGGCAUAAGCAGCUAGGACCCUACCAAGUCGAGGCACAGGUCAAUCCAGUGGCCUUCCGGUUGACACUGCCGGAGGGAUCCAGAAUGCACCCAGUUUUCCAUAGAUCAGUGCUCACGCCCUACAAAGCACCUCAUAGAUUUCAGGAGCCAGGAACGGCACCAGACCCGUUCAGGGAAACGCCCACAAGGGGGGGGGUCGCCAAGGCGGGAACCCGUCAACGAAGUCACAGAGAUUUUAGACUCCAGAUGGGGGGAAGAGGGAGUAGAAUAUCUUCUCGCCAGAGAAGGUACCCCGGCCAGCGCCAACAGUUGGGUGCCAGAUUAUGCUCUGGAGGAAUCUUGGCUUAAGGACGAGUUUCAUGCCCUUUUCCCACACAGGCCCAUGCCAGCCGAGUAUUUCGACGACUGGCUUUUCACACCCACAUUUUCAGCUAGCACAUUCCAGGGGUUCACCUCGGACGAGGAACCGGCACUAGAAACACGUUCCCCGGAGGGAUCACCCUCGGGGUCUGCCUCAGACCGUUCCUAUUGGUGGGACAAUCAACCAGAGGAGCAGUGGCGCAGGAAGUGGUUGGGGGGUCCUUGGCAGGCAACGUCCCCGGAGGAGACCGGGGAGAGACGGACAUGGACGUGUUGGGGAGGACCUUGGGUUCGAGCACGGCGGCAAAGAGAUGGAAGCAGAGGAAAUUGAGGUCGGCGAGAGCACGGAGGACGAGCCGGACUUAUCCGGCUGGAUGCACGCCACGGGGGACGAACUGUAUCCGGCACUCACCCCCACAACGACGGAGCACCCAGUACCCACACCUGAAGGAGGGGAGGGGGAAGGGGGGCUUCGAGGGGGAUGGAUGUCAGGGGUUCAGGAGCAGAGGCACAGGAAAGGGAGGAAAUAGAGAGCGAGGGGAGGAGUCCGAAGGAAAUGUUAGCGAUGACAGCGGUCCGAGGUCUCUGAGUCUUUCCAGCGAAUCGGAAGAUUCACAGAAAGGGGCUCCCUUGGUCAGAGCAAGGGGGUGCCGAGGGGACACCCCAGGAAGAAGGGGCCAGAGGGGACUCAGAGAGCAGCAGUUGGAAAUCAGGACCAGCGUCCACACCAGAGUGCAGUAGGGGGGAGGAGUCCCAGGCAUCGGGAUCAGGCGGCGCACUGCCAGUGGGAGGACAUGAGUCAGGAUUGGCCACGCCUCCAUCGGGGAGCGAGGAAACGGUCGAGAGGAAGGUUGAAGGCUGGGCGCGCGCGCAAAGUUCAAAUGUACAGGAGGGCGGCGCAGUUGGCAGCCCGGAUAGGGAGCCAGGUCCCAAAGCCCGCCGAAAAGAGGGGAGGAGUCAGGGGGUCAGCGUCAGAAGAAUCCAGGAAGGAAGGGACCCCGGGGGGUAGCAGGACCCAGAGGAGAAAGGAGAGACGUAAGAGGUGGAGUAAGGCUAGAAUCUUAAACUGGUGUACAGAGGGCGGAGACUCAGAUGGAGCUUCGCCGAUCUAACCCCUAGACGUAGAGCUGGGGCGCUCCGGCUUGAAAAUGGAAACUGUACUUCAAUAAAGACUUUUGUACAUUACUGCCGGCUAGCGUUGGUCCUCUGUGAGCUGGGACCUGGAGCCAGCUCUGACACUUAUCUUUACAAAUGUUUAGCCAGCGUAAAAGAAAACUCGUCCAGGCAACUGUCUCUAGCUUAUGUUGGCCUCCCUCUAAACACAGGGCUGCGUAAGGUACGCAGCGUGGGACAGCGAAAAUCUUUUUUUCCUUUGCUAUUAGAAGGGGGGCAAGAUUGGUUUGGGACAACCUGUGGCUUAGGUGGUCGAUGGUGCCACCUCAAGUUUCACUUGUUUGGUCUGGCAACCAUUUAGAGAGUGUGUGAGAGACAUUUGUCCCGUGCCCUGGUGAAGUGGGGACACGUUGCUUCUGGGUCUGCCUCUGAGGAACCUCAACUGUCAGUGCUUGAACUUUGGAAGGCCUGAAGGGAAACCCGGUUUCCUCCAUUGGCAGUGACAGAUUUGCUCACAAACUAAGCAAGCUACAUUUUAGGGCCUCAGAUUGUGAGGCACCUCUUAAUGCAGAACAGUUAACUUUCAGGUUUUGCAUAAUUGGUUAAAAAUGAUAGAAUGAUACGUGCUGUGUGUGUGUGUGUGUGUGUAAUGCUAUGAGGCCUAAACUUGAUAUGCUUUAGGGUUGUGACAUGUCUUAAUCUGGUCGUAAUUUGCCAGUAGGUGUAGUGAAGGUUUACAGAAUAACAUUCUGCAUUGUGAGAGAAAGGUAGUGACAUUUCGCCAAGACAAAGUGUCGAAAAGUGUUUCUUUAUUCAAAACAUAAGAAAAUACAGUUCCUAUUUGCUGCAUACCUAAUCCUCUGUCCUAGUUUGUAUUGUGAAUAUCCUUUGGAAGGCUAAAUUGCGUUGGCGGUACAUCACUGUCCAAUGUAUAACACUUUAUUUGAACCUAUUGUGUGUUUAAGGAGGAACUUAGAGAGCUCCGGGAACAACCAACUGAUCCUCAAGCUCAGCAAGAAUUAAUUAACAGCAUUGAAGAAGUCUAUUUUUCCAGUGAUUCCUUUGACAUUGUUAAGUAUGAGUUGGAGGUAAGAGAAUUAUUUAGAUUAGAAUGACAAAGAUUUCUGAUGUACACACACAUGCUGGGCUUCAUAGUACCGAAUCUGCUUUUGUUUUUUGUUUUAACGUUCAAAAUAAAUUUAUCUGUCCUUUUGUUGUUUUGGUAGAACGCCUCCAAAGCCCACUAACACCCAUGGUGGUGAUUCUGGGUGUGUGUUGUCCCAGUGCUCAUUGGGCUUUUUAAAUAAUUCUCCAAUUGUGUGAUGUUUAUAUCAGGGGAUUUAACUGGAUUUUAUUUAUGCUUUACCUGCAGAAGCUGCCUCCUGUUCUUAGUCUUCAAGAACUGGAAGAAUACAGAGACAAACUAAAGCAACAGCAAGCUGCUGUGAGUCGGAACUGCUUUCUCUCCCCUCCUCUCCAAUCCCUUCAAUGAGAUCUACAUAAACUUCUCUUUUUUUUGUUGGAACUGAAAAAAUAGAUAUGGCUUUAACACAACCUCUGAAAACAAUGCCACAUAUUUCGGUGCAGACCUGCAAAUUUAAAUUGAGGCAAGGGCCACUGUCUACCACUUUUCUAUCCGAGUUUAGCUGCUGUCUGGUCCUUAGCUUGUGCUCCAAUCCUUUCUCUCUUUCCUCCUUCUUCAGAUACUCUUAUGUGUCCCUCCUUGCUUCAAGGGCAGCCUCUAGUGGCCUUGUGCUUUGGGAAUUUCGUGGGGGAGAGCUAUCGGUCUAUAUCAUAGCAUGGGGCCGCCUUCUUCAACCUGGUGUCUUCCAGAGGUUCUUCAACUCCAACUCCCAUAAUUCCAGACCAUUGGCCAUGUUGAACGGGAGUUUGGAAGUUGAAGAAUAUAUGGUGCACACCAGGUUGAGAAAUGUUGGCGUAGGCCUGGCAUGCAGAAGGUUCCAUAGUCAAUCCCUAGCAUGCCCAGUUGAAAGAGAGCUCAGAUAACUGUUGCCUGUGGUAUAAGGGCUAGUAAUCUUGCUUGAUAUAAGACAGCUUUGUGUGUUUUUAUGUUGAAGCAAAAUCUAAAAAUCAGGGUAGGAGAAGGCAGACUCUGAUUGUGUUGCACUUUGUUUCUAUGGGGUUGGAUCCAGACUUCUCAAUGGUAGUGGUCCACGUAUGGGACACUCCUGUUGGAGAAAUGGUGGCAGGGUAAUGUGACUUUUGCUGAUUUCCCAUCCCACUUUCCAUGCCCCCUAAAAAUCUGUUCUGGAAAGACGGGGGUCCCUUCAUCUGGCACGCGGGGGCAACAGGAGAAAGGAGGAAUCAGGAAUUUGCCUCCACGCCACCUUUCCUCCAUUGCGAACCUCCUUUGGCUCUCCCUUCCACAAAGGGCAGCAAUCCUAUCGUUCACAGAAGGGCAAUCUCUGGAUCCAACUUCUGGUGUAGUAUGAACAAUUGUUUUUCACAUGGUUCCUUAACUGGUCGGGGUGGGGAACCUUUUGGAUGUUGCUAAACUACACAUCCCAUCAGCCCCAGCAAGCAUGACCAAUGAUGUGGGAUGAUGAGGUUUGUAGUUCAUCAACAUCUGGAGGGUCAAUCCGAACUAGCCAGUUCGGAUUAGCUAGUUAUUCUGCAUCUCUUACAGGUUUGCGCUUGGCUUGCUUGGGUGGACUAGUUUAUGUUAUUUAAGGCAUCCAUUGAAUUGUGCAAGCAUGGGACACACACAGACACACACACACACACACACACACACACACAGGGGAAGAGAGAUUCCAGUUCUCUUGAGGAUGCAUAUUAUAAUCUGGAUGGUAUGGGCAAAUUUGCAGAUGUUAAUGCUUUUUAAGGCAAAGAAUCCAGUGUCGUGACUUGUGUGUCUCUUCUAGUACCACAGAUGAUGGCUUAACUACGCUUAUUUUGUUCCUUGCUGGCUGAGUACCAGGUGCACUCACAUUGCAUUUACUGGAACUCAGAAGUAGUGGAAAGAGGAAAAAAAACAUACAGUGCAUUAAAAGAAAAGUAAUAAAUUAACAUUGGUACACAAAUAGUCAUUGCUGCAUUCCGUAAAUUGCUUUUAGGAUGGCAUCUCUGCCACAAAUGUGGAUUUAUUUAAAUCUCUUUUAUAGAUGAAUCAUAUAUGAUUAUGCAUUAAUGACAAGGUAAAAUGACUAUAUUAAGCUUCAUUGUUGUAUGUCUCUCAAUUUUUAUUCAAGAGUAUCUUUCAAUUUGAAAUGGGGUGGGAGGUUAAUUUAGAUUCCGCUACUGGUUUGCAACGAGAGCCUGUAAGUUCUCAUGUAUUUGCUUCAUAUAUGGCCAUCAUUUUUGGAGUGUUUAUCAUUUUUUACAUGCGAAUAUUUUAAUGUAGAUAUAAUCUAAUGUUGUGGAGGACUUACUGAAAUUUUUUGAAGAGGUUCUAAGUGCUUUCUGUCAACCUGUUCUUUUAAUAUAGUACCCUGCUUAUAUCUGCUGCUUCGUAAUUUGAAUGUUUUCUUUAAGGUAUCUAAAAAAGUUGCAGACUUGAUACUUGAAAAACAACCUUCAUAUGUCAAGGUAAAUUAAUGAAAUCCACUGUGUGCUUGUUUAUUAUUUUUAAGUAAGUGAGGAGAGUGCUACUGCUCUCAGGACCUGGCUGUGGUCUUCCUGUAGGCAUAUGGCUGCCACUAUGAGACCAGGAUGCUGCCCUGUGCUGGGCUAUUGGCCUGAUCCAGCAGCCCUAUUUUCUUAUUUUCCUGUCUCAUGAACUUAAUAUAUUAUUUAUGGUUUCUGAAAAAGCAAAUGCUGAAUUUUGUCAUUUAGAGAUUUCCAGUGUGACCAAAAAAAUAAAAAUAAAAAUGGAUCCCAAACUGUGCAGUUUGAAAUGUGAUUUUAUUUUCAGAAUGGCAAGUCUAUAAAUUGUAGAGCUUAACUCCACGGAGGUCAUAAUCUUUCAAAGCUUCAAUGUGAGCCAAAUGCUUUAUGUGUCUGCAGAAUUGUACUGUGAGUCAUCUUGGUGCAUACAUGGACCUAAACCAAGACAUUAUACCAAUACACAGCUCUUUACUUACUAUGAUGUUCAAUUUUUAUUUUAACUUUUUUUUUUUAAAAAAAGAAUGGACUGAAUGUAAAUUAAGAGUACAUUUUGUAGGAGGGCGUCUCCUUUUAAGCCAAUUGCUUUGUAUCCUUGGAGAAAUAAAUUGCUGCUUUUGUCUUUCUGCAGGAGCUUGAACGAGUUACAUCCUUACAGACUAGCCUCCAAUUAGCUGCUGUUAUUUGCACAAAUGGAAGACGGUAUAGUGCACCCUUUUACUGAUGCUUGAUUUGCUUUACAAAAUGAAAAAAGGAUCAUUUUAAAGUAGUUUUCUAGCUGCCUUUACUUUUGCUGCUACUUUCCUUUAGCUAUAUAUUUCAGGUUUAAACAAAAAUAGGCAAUUUAAAACUUCACCUCUUGCGAAUGUCUUUAUUGGCUACAUUUAUUAGCUACAAGCUAGUAAACAUUUUUGCAGGCUAGUAACUUCUGUGUGCUUACUUACAAGGCUGACAUUGUGCCAGAUCAAAGUUAAUCGCCCUUAACCCUGUUUUGGUGUGAUGUCUGAAUCAAGAGUUUGCCUCAGUUUGGAUCCACUCCAAUCUGGGUUCAGACCUAGGUAUUGAACGGAAACAGCCUUUGUUACCCUGAUGGGUGAUAUACCAGAGAAUGCAUGGGAGGGAAUGUUAGUGUUCUCCUGGACAUCUCAGUAGCUUUUGAUACCACUGUAUGCUUCUGGGGUGGGUUUAGGGGGGCACUGUUUUAUGGCGACUCUUCCUUCAUAAAUAGUUAUUCUCAAAGGACAGUGGUAGGUGACGUUUCCUCCACAUGUGGCCAUUGGACUGCCUUUGGAGACUUUUUGAAAAUAGUGUUUAAAGCUGGUUCAGAACAUGGUUGCCAUCACCCUGAUGGGACGGAGACAUUCAGAUUCUGUAACACACUUACUGGACCAGCUGCAGGUGCCUAUCAGAACCCAAUUUUAAGGUUUUGAUUUGGGCUCAAGCUAUUUUGUUGACCAUUAGCACCAUACUAGUUGCCCACACAUUGUGAUCAAAAACAGAUACUCUCCUCAUAUGUCCACCUCCUAGAUCAGUGAGAUUAGUGGCCACAAGGCAGGGGAUCUUUUGUGGUAGCUCUGUUGCUUCAGAUCUCUCAGCCAAUUGAUCUGUUCUGGUUUCCCAUGCUUCAAGCCUUUCAGAAAGCCCUAAAGCAGGCUUCCUCAAACUUGGCCCUCCAGACGUUUUUGGCCUACAACUCCCAUGAUCCCUAGCUAGCAGGACAAGUGGUCAGGGAUGAUGGGAAUUUUAGUCUCAAAACAUCUGGAGGGCCGAGUUUGAGGAAACCUGCCCUAAAGACAUACCUUUUCUGAGUAGCUGAUUCAUUAUUGAGGUUUUACAGUCUGUAUUGUGGUUUGUCAUUGGUAUGAAAAGUGUGUUAAUUGGCUGGCUGAGGGUUUUUAUUGGGUAUUCUUUGUGUGGGGAGUGAUUUGAUGAUAUGUUGCAAGCCUCCUUGGAUGGGCAGUGAGUGGAAAGGUGGCCUGGAAUUAGUAUAAAUAAAGCAAUAUUUUGCAAAUAUUGUUUGAAGGGUGUGUGAAGAGAUUCCUUUGCCUUUGGAGCAGAUGUGUGCGUGCAUAUGUGUGUGUUUUAUAAUUUCUCUGCAUUGUUUAUUAGUACUGGUCUUUGCUUUAGAACACAGACUUAGCAUAGCAUUGCUCAUUUUUAUACACAAGCCUUAUUGUAUUCCAUGAGAGUUACUCUUUCAUUAUGAAAAAAUAUAUAUUAUUUGACUUCUGCAGACAUCUGAGCACAGCAAAAGAGGGUUUUACUCAAGCCAGCUUGGGCCUCCUUGCCAAUCAACGAAAACGCCAGUUGCUGAUGGGGCUGCUAAAAUCUCUGAGAACGAUAAAAACCCUGGUAUGAGCAGAGUUUCAUGUUUUUAACUAUAGAAAUCAUUUCUCUAGUGUUCUGUGCAGUGACCUCUUCCUCCUUUUAAUUUCCAGCAACAAACUGAUGUCCGCUUAAGUGAAAUGUUGGAGGUAAGAAUAUAACCGGACUAUAAUUUAAUUGUAAUUGAAGGGAACAUCUUUUUGUUCACAUGCAUUCUAACUGUAUUAGGGGCUGCCAUCUUGGCCCAUCUGUGGGCUAUAACUCCCUUUGAAGAGCGAGGCCAGGCCUUGGCUGCUCUUGUAUGCUCCUGUGUUGCAUCAGCUGUGUUAAUUGUUAUGCCUACUUUUAAGAAGAACCAAUCACAGAUUAGGCUUACGUGGGAGAGAGGUGAAAUUGUUACUAUUUUAUAAAUGUUUGGCAGCCUCCUGGGUUGUGGACUUACCCCUCCUGUGUCUGAAGGUCAAUAGUUUGUGCUUUGGUAACCACCCACAGCAAGCCAUAGAACUGUAUAGUUGGAAGGGACCCCGAGGGUCAUCUAGUCCAACCCCUGUAGUGCAGGAUAGAAUCACAGAAUCAUAAUGGGAAGGGACCUUGAGGGUCAUCUAGUCCAACCCCUGCAGUGCAGGAUAGAAUCACAGAAUCAUAAUGGGAAGGGACCUUGAGGGUCAUCUGGUCCAACCCCCUGCAGUGCAGGGACCUUUUUGUCCGAAAUGGGGCUUGAACCCAUGACCUUCGAGAUUAAGAGCCUCAUGCUCUACCAAAUGAGCUAUCCUGUUGGCUUGCAAAGACUGGAAACAUCAAGCACAGCUAUCUUGAGCAGAUCAGAGAGCCUUCUCUCAGGAAAUGCAGUGAUUGCAGGUUUUUUUCUUUAAUAAACUCAAUGUCAGUGUUGUUGAGUUCUUAUUCUACGUCUUAUUUCCCACAGGAGGAGGAUUACCCUGGGGCUAUCCAGCUCUGCCUGGAAUGCCAGAAAGCAGCUAGCACUUUCAAACACUACAGUUGCAUCAGGUAACGCAACAGGCGUCUUCCAGAGUUGAUUUUUGUCCUUCAGGCACACAGGGACAAUGACGGAGCGUGCGAUUCUUUAGGGAACGCCUCACAAAUUAUAAUUUACUGGGCCCCAGCACUGGAGAUUAAUUUUCCAUCUUGAAAAAACAAGUUUUGGUGUAUGUGUGUGUGGUGUUUGUUUUUAAAAGGCCUGUAAAGUGCAAUUAACUUUCUGUAUAAUUUCCUGACUUGCUGCACAUAGUGGCUGCUCAUAAUGAAAGCGCCACAUGGCUGAACGGUUUUGCAAGGUAGCACUUUCUUUUUAACAUGAACUGAUUGCCACUGAAGGCUAAAAAGUGGUACUGUAUAUUGUGUUCAUUUUGGUAUCUGUGUACAGCUGCAAUCCCAAACGCAUAUAAUCUGAAUGCAGUUGGAUUUGCAUCUGAGGCUGCAUACACACUGUAAAUUUAAAACACAUUUAAAGCAAUGGAUUCAGUGCAGGAUCCAGAUUUAGUACUGAUCUGGGCCCACAGAUUGUGUGUGUGUGUGUCUGUGUGUGUGUGUCUGUGUCUGUGCAUAUGUGUGUACCAGCCCUAGAAUCUAACAAAUUACACUAUCUCUUUCCAAGUCUUAGUACUUUUUGGUUUCUAAGAAUCCCCGGGCUUUCCAGUAGAAAGUUGCUCAUCUGUUGGCUGUGCAUAUGGCCACCUCUUAAUCUAUCAUAAUUAAAUUUUGCAUGAUGAUUCCUAAGAUAAGGGAGCAGGGAAGUGCUGGGAGGUGGCAGUGCUUAGAAGUGCUGUUUCCCAGCUUCCUAGGUGUUCUGAUUGCUGGUGCUGGAUAGAAUGUUUUUGGAGCCACCACAAAACGUUAGGGCUCAGCGUUGGUAUGAGAGAGCUGCAAAUGUUCAUCCAAGUGACAAGAGGUGGGCAUAGUCUGGGCAACAAUUGUGCGGCUGUGCCAAAUGCUUCUUGCAUAUUUACAAAUAAAAAUUCUUAGCCGAUUGCCUUGGCACACCAUUAAUCUUUUGUACCUCUGUGUACAUGUGUCUGUGUGUUUAACAAUGGUUAUUCAAUGGUAUUCAAUUAAUGCACAGCAGCCUUAUUAAUCUUGCAGACAUUCAAAUGCGUAAAACUAUACAUCAUUGAUGGGUUUGCUAGUGACAUUUGUAUAUUGAUGCUGCUUAAUUAUUGAACAGGUGUUCAGUUUCAUUGCAUUGUACUUCAGGUUAGCAGGAGAAAUGAAAAAUAUUGGCAGAGUCAAAAGUACAAGUCAGUCCACUGAGAAAAGCCCCAGUUUAGCUAAUUAAGUGGAGAAGAGAGGCCAGAAUCCUGCCCCUUCCAGUUGCUUGUCUGGCCCAACUGCCAAUCAGGCUAUAGGACUCCUUUUGCAGUGUCUGGUUGCUGAUGGAAAGGGGGGGAAAGGCCCUUAAGCUCUGGCCUUCUCUCAUCCAUCUAUAUUUUAUAUUUAUUUCUUAUGGAGCAAUCUAAACUUCUCCCUCCCAGUCUACUGGGGCUUUACAGAGCUACAGCACUUCCACACAGGUGGGGUGAAGGAAGCAGAUCACAGUGCUGUGAUCAGGCCUGAAUUGGGCUUGAUGCCAUCACAGAACCCAAUGAAUCUUGGGCCACCUCAGUCCCACCCCAUGAAAGCCCUGUUUGGGAGAUUUCUGCUGGAAGAGUAUCACGUUGACAGCACUUUCGGCCAUCCAUUAGACAGGAGAAGGGGGAGCUCCACGCUAGCAGAGUGAUGCUGCUGUUAUUUUGCAGGUAGUAGCAGAUGGAUGCCUCUGCCCGGCCCAAUCCUGCUCUGCUGGCUACAUUUUUCAAUAGAUUUUCUAUUGCAAAAAUGAGAAAAGCAGAAUAUAAGAAUAAAUAAAAAAAAUGAAAUCAGUUAAGUUAAACAAUAUUAUUAUAAAUAUGUUGUCUCGGUCAUGUCUCUCAAAGUGUGUUGUGAUUUAUUUAUUCUUUAAGUAAAUACUGAAAUUAGAUAUAUCAAUAAUUCUUGAUUGUACUUUUUGCUGCUUUUUCCGUGCUGGCAUGAUGUUGCUCCCUUUUGUUUCAUGCCAGAUUAAGGCAGGCAAGGAUACAAACAGGGCCCUCUUAAUAUGCCUUAAUUAAUUGGCUGAAUAAAAUGAAUGCCAUGAAUUAACGUGUUGGCACAGUUAAUUGCGUCUUUGAAAAAUCAAAUUGUUAUGCCCACAGAUUGUUAUAUUUCAUUUUGUCACGUGUUAUGGAUUUGAGCUGUGCGCCGUGGAAUUCUGUCAAUUUGCUCUUGAUAUGAACAAAGCGAAUUUGAGGUAUAUCACUCCCCUUCGCUAUAAUACACGAUGCACCAAAGAAACAAUUUGUGUGGAAAAUAAUCAGCUCUAGAUGGAAUGAAUUAUUCUCACAGGGUCUAUAUGUGAAAAGCCCGGUGUGGGAAAGAGUGGCAAGAACAAAAGGAGGCUUGUAAAAUAAGCCUUCUCUUCUUUUGUUCCUCCUCCUGACUAUAUUUUCCCCACUAUCAGAGAUGGAUCAAGUAUUUUUUUAAAAAAAUAAUUUUUGGAUUGUAUAUAUUUUGUAUCUGAAAUGGAUACUGCAUUCUGGUUGUACUAUGCCAGAAGCAGAGGAAAUGAAUGUGUCUCCCGUGGCUUUCACUAUGCCUGCACCCAGCAAAUACUCAGAUAUGUGUCCUGCAGUCCUCGUGUGAUGGCGAAGGGUACCUUUCCCUUAGUGGGGUGGGGGGUGCGCCAGCCAUAGUCACUGGCAGCAUGCAACAACACUGAUAGACUAUUUCUGGCAUGGUUUGUAUCCUGUAUGAAUUCAAGGCCCAACCCAGCCUUUCAGGAAGUUACAGGGCCGUAAAGGUAAAGGGACCCCUGACCAUUAGGUCCAGUCGCAGACGACUCUGGGGUUGCGGCUCUCAUCUCGCUUUACUGGCUGAGGGAGCCGGCGUACAGCUUCCGGGUCAUGUGGCCAGCAGGACUAAGCCACUUCUGGCGAACCAGAGCAGCGCACGGAAAUGCCGUUUUCCUUCCCGCCAGAGCGGUACCUAUUUAUCUACUUGCACUUUGACAUGCUUUCGAACUGCUAGGUUGGCAGGAGCAGGGACCGAGCAACGGGAGCUCACCCCAUCGCAGGGAUUCGAACCGUCGACCUUCUGAUCGGCAAGUCCUAGGCUCUGUGGUUUAACCCACAGUGCCACCUGCGUCCUUUUCAGGGCCAUAGUAGGGAAGAAAACCUACGUCUCAGAGCUCCAUCUGCUUACCUUUCAAAGGCGCCUCUCCUCCCUCUGGUGCGCCAACAUUGCUUGAAGGUUUUUGCAUUCCAGUACCAUUCCUCCCUGGAGCAUGAGAACGAAGACCUCCUCUAACAGUAGUGCCGCGCCAUAGGCAGAAGAAGUGCCUUUGUAAGGUAAAGCAUAUAAGACCACGGAAGACCAUCUAGCAGCAAAGUCUCAUCAGAGGGAAAAGAGGUGUAUGAUUUUGCCAGGGGCUGGUACCAGACAUGGUGCUGUGACACGUUAAGUGUGUCGGCUGCAGCGUGUAGAUGUGUCAUGCGAAUGCUCUCCAUGCUCCUCCUUGAGCUGGAAAGGGAUUAGUUUAACCUCUGGUUUGCUAGUAAAACUGAAUCACUGUGUCAUGAAAUGAUGCAAGUCUAAAAAGUGUGUCACCAACAUGAAAUGUUUGGAAAGCUCUGAGCUCGAGGAUAAGGCUCUCUUCUACCCUCCAGUGUUGGAGGCAUCAUACGUCUGAAUAUCAGUUGCUGGCAAUCACGAGUGAAGAGAGUGCUGUUGAACUCAGGUAUCAUAGGUGCCUGGUUAAUUGGCUGCUGUGAGAAUUGGAUGCUUGCCUAGAGGGGCCUUUGGCCUCAUCCAGCAAGGUUCUUCUUACUGUGCAGUAUUGAUAUAUGUAGCACAUUAUGGUGCUGCUUUAAGACGUUUCUUUGGGGGUGGGUUGUCUUGUAAAAUAUUGAAUGACCAUCCAGGAUUUCUCAUUGUACCUUUUCUCAUUAAUUCAUGCAUGUAACAAAUUAACCGAAAAGUGCAAUGUACAGAGCACAAGUAUUAAAAUUCAGCAUAAAAUUCAGCAUGCACGCUUUGAAAAGACAUCCAUACUUUGGUUGCUUUUGCUGUUUAAACCACCUAUAAAAUACACAGUGCUCAUUAACCGCGAGGCAUCAUUUCAGUGCAUGUGGCUUAGUUGUACUGCAAAAUUAAGCUAUUUUGCAAUGCCUUCCUUAGCGCAUCAUUGUGAUCAUGAAGCUUAAAGUGGGGGGGGGGGGAGAGAAAUAACUGGGUUUUAUAAUAAUACUGUAAUUAUUUCCUUUCCCUGAUUUAGUUUUGUCAUGCAAUGCAAGUCUAGAUGUGAGGAAAAUUGCAAUCUGGAAAAUCCAUCAGCUUUUGGUAGAUUUCUGUUCAGGGUCUGAGCAAAUGUCAAAAUUUUGUCACAGAAUGAAAGAUUCUAAGAUUCAGAGAUGAUUCUUGGGGGUUGCAUGGGACAUACAGUUAGUAGGCUUUUUCAUUUGAAACCGUUUCAUGUGUUUUAUAAUUGCAAUAGCUUUAUUUGUUUCUAAAGCUGCAUGUUUUAUUAUUGUAAGUAGUUCUGGGACCAUAAGGUGAAGGGUGGGUAAGAAAUCUUAUAUAAAAAUAAAUAAGCUGCUCACUUGAGCACGGACGCUUCUGUGUCUAAUGGCCUACAGAGAUGAUUUGAGGAUAAUAGAUCUCUUUUAGAGAUGUGGUUUUGGCGGGUGGCGGGGUGUGUGUCUCUUCAGUCAUCUUACAGCAUUGCUGGCAGAAACUCUAUUCUAUAAAAGAUCUGCCCAAUUGCACUGAUGUACCACAACAUUCAUCACAGCCCGAAACACUUGUAUAACUUGUUGGCUUAGUUCUAAAUGAUCUAAUGUUGGACUUCAUUGUUUCGCAGUGAAUUGAAUUCAAAACUACAGGACACUUUGGAGCAAAUUGAGGUGAGAAUGCAGUCUAUUGAUUUUUUUGACAGAGUGAAUACCUAAGGGGCACUUUAUCUGUUCAGAUGAUUAUAUUGCAUUUUGCUUUCUUAUGAUACAUGAAUGUCUCCAUAUAAAUCAUAUCUUUUCAAUCCGUAUAGCUAUUUCAUUUUACUGAAUAUUCAUGACUUGACAUUUUAGGAGCAGUUAGAUGUCGCGCUUUCCAAAAUCUGCAAGAACUUUGACAUCAGCCACUAUACCAAGGUGCAGCAGGCUUACAGACUACUUGGGAAAACGCAGGUGAGCAUUCCCUGUUUGCUGUUACGUCUUGCUUAUGAAGCAGGCUAGCUUGUCUUAACCAUGUGAGCUAUCUGCUUUGGUGGCGAAAAAUGCUUAUAAUGUAGAAACAACCAAAAUGGUCAAAUACAUUCUCUACAAACUCAGUACUAUCUAACAGAUUAUAGGCAGGUUGCUUCUGUCAAUAGACACUAGUGAUGGAAUACAUACAGACCCUGGGAAUAAAUAAAAUAAAAACACGACUGAAAGAAAAUCAGUUCUUAGUAAAUGAUUACUCCCUUAGUGCGCUCAUCCCUGGUUUGUUCAGCAGUUGAACCACCCAGGAUGGAUGCCUUGCACAUGCACAUAUCUUGCUGUUAAUUGUAGCUAGCAUUGCAUCCAGUGUUCCCUAGUUGGAAAUAUAAAUGUUUAUGGCCCAUGCUCACUAGUUCUCUGGCUGGCAGACAGAAUAUAUCUGGGCAAGAAUGCUCAGGGUGUCUUGUGUUGGCAACCAAGCCUGGCUGGCUUUUGCUCAGUGGCAGGUUUGCCAAUCACCUACUGCACAUUUAUUCUUUUCCUUCACUCCAUUUCUUGGGUCUGCUUUCCUUAAAGGACCUCUCCAUUUGUUGAACCCUGUUUUGGGGGGAAAUAUGAUAAUUGUGUGUUUGACUAGACCACAAGAGGAUUUACUGUUCUCUAGUGUCACAUUUGCAAUAAUCUUUUAUAGUCCAUUCAUUUCCUUAUCUACGGCUCAUCUGAUUUCCAGCUGCAUUAUUAAGCCUUGGGUGUUUUCUUUUGUAAGGCUUAUAGGCCCAUGCCUCUCACAUACAAACAGCCCACUAAAGGGUACUUUUCAAAAUUACACCCGCUCUGCCGCUUCCAGGUCCAGCGUUACUCCUUCUCUUUACAUUUUGUUUCAGCGGAGGCUGUGUGUUAUUUAUUUAUUUAUUAUUUCGUUGGUUCUUGGGCUAAGAGGAAGAGAAGAUUUAUAUCUCCGCUGAUCAAUAAUAAGAGCAAUUAAAAUUUGCAAUAAGCAAAAACAAACUCACAACUAAAAUUUUGCCCUGCAAAACAAACAGACUGCAAAGCAGAAACAGGUUAUAGCUCGGGUUAAAACCACACUAAGUCACAAUAACCCAAAACACUAUUAAAAUCCUGGCGGAAUAUAAAAGAUAUUCACUGAUUCCAAAAAGGUGGCAGGCCAGCCUCUCUGCAGAGGCUGUUUCAUAGUCUGGUGGUGCCACCACAAUAAAGGCCCUCCUCCUCUCCUUUGUAGCCUCACUUUGCUCGGUGGGGGACACCCAUGCCAGGACCUCUGUUAAUAAGAAUUAGGCAGACGUGGCGGGGGGGGGAGGUGAUCUUUCUUUUAAUCAGGUCCCAAACCAUUUAAAACUAGCAGUUUAAAUGGAUCUUGGGAGAUUACUGGGGGCCAGUGCAGCUGGUAAAGCGUUGCUCAGUCCUGGUUAAUAGUCUUGUGGCUCUGUUUCAAACCAACCACAGUUUCUGAGCCAUUUUUAAAGGCAAUCCUACAUACAAUACGAUGUAUGUAGCGUAUACAAUGCGAUAGCCUAAAAGUUACUAGAGUAUGGGCAAAUGUGUCUAAGUUAUCUCCAACCAAGUAUGGUCAUUGCUGGCUUAUCACCUGAAGCUGAAAAAGUCACUAAGUGCCACGGAAGCUACUUGACUGUCUGAAGGCUGUUGCCUAGAAUUACAGUCUGUGACUUAAGGAACAGGAACAUGGAACUGGCUUUCCAUUAUGCAUUAAUGACUCUCCCCAUCCUUUCUCUUCAGACAGCCAUGGACCAACUGCACAUGCACUUUACUCAAGCCAUUCACAACACUGUAUUCCAAGUUGUUCUCGGUUACGUAGAGCUGUGUGCGGGAAACACAGAUACCAAGUUUCAGAAGCUUCAGUACAAGGACCUGUGCAUGGUACGUAGUCGUAUAAAGGCUUGGGACAUUUUGUGUUUGCAUGUAUAGGCCACAUUUGAAGAAAAAAAAUGGCAAGGAAUUUCUAGCAACUGAUACUCAGAAGCAUAUUGUAUCUCACCAUGAAGGUAGAACAUAGUCAUCAGGAUUAGUAGCCAAUGGGAGCGUUUUAAAUGCUUCGUUGUAGUGGGGGAUUUGGUGGGGGUGGGGAUCAUGGCUGGAAGGGAAGAGUUAACCCUUCCUUUCCUGUGCACUGACCCACCCUGGAAAUGGCCCUACUGGACAGCAAUUAGUUGGGGGAAAAGUCAAUGGGAGCUUUUAAGCUUUUAAGAAAACCUAAUGGAUGAGUGAGGGAGGGACCCCCUGGGGGCAGUGGGUGGGGAGAUUUUAUCAAAUACUUUUUUUCUCUAGACUUGGGUAGCUCUGCUGCAUGAAUGCAUCUCAUCCAUUAAAAACUGUGUGAGAAGAAUAUUGUGGUGUGAAUUCACUCUUAGCAGCCUUUCCGUGAAAAGAAUGGUUUAUAUACCAAAUCAGCAUCCUAGCUUAUUUGGACACUUCAAAAUAAUUCUUUCUUUCACUGAAGUGUUUAAAACGUUGCAGCUCCUUAAUUUAUUUAGCUUUAUUGGCAGGACAGGAAGAACACUUCAAGUUUUUGAGUGCCAAAAACCAUGGCGUUUUUAAAUCAAUGGUGUAUUUAAAGCCCUGUUAAUUGUUAUGUACAAUCUCUUGGCAAAUUGGAAGUGUUCUUGAAUGCGUUUAGGCUCUUCUGCCUCUUAACCAAUACAAAAUUAACUAAUACUUUAAACUAAAUUAUUGGCAUGUGCACUUGCCCAUUUCGUUUGUUACUGAAAGUGAACAGUUUUUUGUUUUAUUUGCAGUCCAUGUGGCAUUCCACAGCUUGAAAGGGGAAAAGUGUGUGUGUGUGUUUAAAAAAAUCUAGGGGAUGGGGUGGUUUCCCUCAUUCUGUAUUAUUCUUUUCAUUGUGUGUGACAUCUUCUACUACUACUACUACUACUAAUAAUAAUAAUAUAAUAAUAGUAAUAAUAAUAAUAAUUUAUUUAUACCCUGCCCAUCUGAGUCUCCCCAGCCACUCUGGGCGGCUCCCAAUCAAAUGUUAAAAACAGUACAGCAUUUAAAAACAGUACAGCAUAUAUGCCAUAUUGUACAGAUGUUGUAUGUGUGUAUUUGUCAUAUUCCUUCUGCAUACAAAUUUUGCAUUUGACAAAACUUAGAAUGAAGAAAAACAUCACAGAUGUUGCUUGUAUGUUCCUUAGCACAUUACAUCAGACAGUUACAUUCCUUGCCUUGCUGACCUCUGCAAAGCCCUGUGGGAGGUCAUGCUCAGUUACUACCGAACCAUGGAGUGGCAUGAAAAAUAUGAUCAUGGUGAACCUCCUUCGUCUUCUGGUAGGAACUGGUUAUGCUAUCUGAAUGUAUUAUCUGAAUAAAAUAUGUAUUUUGAGUUAGUUUCAGAAUGUGAAAAAUGUAGUCGGGGCUGUAUGAACAAUAGGAUAAAAGCUCUUCCAAUAUCCAUCAGGGAAACAGUAAGAUUUGGAAUAAGGAACCUGUAUAAAAUGCUAUUUAUGAUUUAUUUCUUUUGUAAAUGAAAAUUGUUAGGCACAGUUGAUCUCUCUCUCUCUCAACCUACUAUUUCAGGAGCUUGAGGGAUUUUGCAGUUGUUACUUAAUCAAGCAUUAUAAUAGUGAAUAUCUAGCCUGUGUGAACGCUCUGAAACUGAAAUCCUAAACAAACGUUUUAGCGAGUAAUCCUCCUGGAGAAAAUGAGAAUUACAUCUGAACAGUGCUAUUUUUCUAGAAAAAGAGGUGCCGGAACUCACCACAAACACCUUCCUUGUUCUCUUAGAAUGGCAAUGGUUUCUACCUGAGAGGUGCCGGAACUGAGUUCCAGUGAGUUCCGGCUGAAAAUAAGCCCUGCUUCUGAGUAAGCACACAAAAGGAUUGUGCGGCACACCUUAUUAGAGCAUUAUUCUUAUUAUUACUACUUUUUAUGCCUUUGCUAUGGAGGAACCAUGUGCUGGGGGUGGUGGGACAUUGUGGGUGUGGUGCAUGUUGAGUGGGCCUGCUAUCAUCGCCUCACUGCCCAGAUCAGCCAGUCUUGGUUAAUGCUCUUCAUUUUAGGUCAGUGUGGCGGCAUUGUCUCUGCCACAUUAUGGGAUUUGGGGUGUGGGCUUGCUAUUAUUGUCGUGGAGUGUGAAGUGAGCCUAAAGGAUGUGAAAUUUUGUCUCACAUUAAAAUAAAGCGCGCGCGUGCACGCGCGCGCGCGCGCACACACACACACACACACACACAGCGAAUCCCCCUUCCUUGUCAGCUUACAUGUAAAACACAUACAUUAUUUUCCAGAUGGAAGCAAUGUCAUGGGUGCUGAGGAGACCAAUUUUGACCGCAGCUACGUGAAAAAGAAAUUGGAACAUGGACUUUCGCGAAUAUGGCAGGUUCGUUUUAAAUUGGCAAAAUGCUUUCCACCCCCAGCAAAUGCUCAUUUUUGAAAAACAUUAAUUGGACUUUUAGGAAAUAAUGUAAACCCCCCCCCCCCAUUAUCUCUGGUUGUUCAUAGUAUCAGAGAAAAAUAGGUUCGUUUCUGUCGCAUGCUUUCAUGUUCUUAAAAUUGAGUUUAAAGAGCAUGAAAUGAUGAAAACGUCAAUUUCUCUUGAAUGGACAGUACAUAGAACAUUCUUUGGGAAAGAAUGUUUCUCUUGUUGAUUCUUUUGUUGCACUCCAUUUCCCACUGCCUCCCUCUGGUUUUCUGUUUCCCCCACCCCAAACAGUACCUCUCCAAACCUUAGGAUUCCCCAAGCCUCAUGACACCUCCCCUCUUGUUCAUGGAUGUUUUGCCUUAUAAAAUGUAGUGGUAGCAAUGUGAUUGCAAAACCACUUAGAUGCAGACUAUGUUAUAUAUGGAGGCUGCAAGUUCUUCACAAAUUAGAGGUAACUUUGAAUAAACAACUUUAACCCACUCCUCAAGUGUUGGUUAUUUGAUUUGUUUAGAUCCAGGACUGAGUAUCCCUCGAAAGGUUUCAGCCAUUUAUCAUAGGUAGCAAAUACAUCAAAUGCUAUGAUGGCAUCUGCUUCAUCAUAGAGUUGGAAGAGAGCUCAAGGGCCAUCUUAACCAUGCUAUAUCCCCAGUAGGUGGGUGUCCAACCUUCUAAGGCAAUCUGCUCCACUGUUGAACAGUGCAUAGUGUCAAGAAGUUGUACCAAACAUUUAAUCUAAAUCCCUUUUCUUACCCUUUGAACCUGUGGGAUUUGGGCCUAUGCUCUGGAGCAGCAGAAACAAAUUUGCUCUGUCAUCUAUGUGACAACUCUUCAGAUCCUUGAAGAUGGCUAUCAUAUUGCCUCUUAACCAUAUCUUCCGUAGGCUAAACAUACCCAGUUUCAAUACGUUUGCUUUUCUGCAGGAUGUCCAGCUGAAAGUGAAGACCUAUUUGCUUGGCACAGACAUGUCUAACUUCAAAUACGAUGACUUCAUCUUUGUCCUGGAUAUUGUCAGCAGGUAUUUUCAGGGGCCAUUUGUUCUGAUAAAGAGACAAAGUGGAAGUUGACACAAUAAAGCUUUUUGUGUGUGCGUUGAAUUCUAAGAAUGUUUUUCAAAUAUUGUUUGGUUGCGGCAGCAGCAUAAGUCAUAGCAUGGCUGUUUCUUCACUUCUGUGCUAUUUAAAAUUGCUUCACUGAUUAACUGGACUGGUUUUUCCAACAUCUGAGUCAUUCUUGGUGUACUUUAAACCAGCCUAGUCCAAAAACCUCUGGCGGGCGCUAGGUUAGGAAAUGCUGAAAUAAACUUAUGUACAUUGCUUUACUUUGAGGAAACUGCAUCGGCUUUAUGUUCCAAAUAUUCUGAUUUAAAUCAGACCACUAUGUUUUAGGAGAAUCAAAUGCCUUAAUGUGCAUCGGCACAAUCUUAGUGUCUACUAGCAUUAGUUCUCAUCUGCACCAGACCAGUAGGAGUCUUAACUGCAUGCCUUUCUUUGAGGAUCCUUCACCAUUUUAUGUUUAAUCUGCUGAGAAAAUUGUGAAAGUUCCUUUACAGAAAUAAAGCUUCCAGAGUUGAAGGAAUGAGGGUUGGGGAAGUACGGUGAUAAAACAGGCUGAAGUGUUAGCUGUUGUUAGUAAUUAGAAUGCUGAACUAACUGAAUCACAGAAUUUAUUCUCCAGAGAACAGUAGCUGAAAUUGUAUGCCUUGCUUAAUUUAAGGUUGCCUUGAAAUGUUAAUUUUGAUAAGUAAUACGAAUGCCCUCCAAAGUGUGUAUCAUUCACCCUGAUAAGUGCUUCCAUUUUUCCUCCUUGGGAGUAAGAGUGAUGAUGAAUAAUCCAAUCCAUGUUUGGAGUGCAGAACUCCAGCGUUCUAGAUAUUUUCAAUUGCUUGUGUAGAAAUCUCCCUUGCCUUUGGUUUUCUGCUUUAUACAGACAGAUGGCCCACAGUAUGAAAAGAGGAUGCAGGCCGUUCUAUGUGGGCUUCUCUUUCAACAGUGCCUACCUGAAGCCCAACCUGUAGUUGAAAUGAAUAAUCUAAUUCUUGACUUGAAUGUAUAAUCAGAAAAUCCUCUUCUGUAGGCUGAUGCAGGUUGGUGAAGAGUUUUGUGGCAGCAAGUCGGAGGUUUUGCAAGAAUCCAUUAGAAAACAAAGUGUGAAUUAUUUCAAGAACUAUCACAGGUAAGAGCUACAAUAGUAGGCUAGUUGUUGUAGGAGGUCGACAUCCCUUUCAGGUUUUCAAGUCGUUAAGUGCAGACCAUAAAUGCAAAACAUUUUUAUGUUUGCAAAAUAAUGCUCUGUAUGAAAUGUUUAAAUUUUAUCAGUGUUUUUUCUCAAAACUUUAUUUUACAAGGUGCAUAGUACAGUAAGCCUGCAACUGAAGUGGGGGUUUGCAUUCCAUAAGGUAAAGGUAAAAGGUAAAGGGACCCCAUCGCGCCUAAAGCCAAGAUCAUGUAUAGUCAAAAUGCAUUGGGCUCAUUGGCAGGUCGGAUUGCCAAAGUCAUUUUUCUCAGAACUCCACCAUCUAUUGAUCUAUCUAUUUAUCUAUCUAUUUGCCACACACAUAAAGUUGAAUGCAAACAAGUUAAAUGUGUGCAAGUUACGGGCUUGCUGUAGUUUACUUCAAUGCAUUGGUGUUAUGGGGACAUAUUUUUAGUAACAUUUCCCAUAAAUUCCUGUCGCGUGCCUGGUUCCCAGCUACUGUUUUCACUACAUAGUAGCAAGGCUAGAUUUGCCACAGGGACAGAGGAAGAUGCCUUAUACCAGGGCAGGCUGUUUGACCACCUGUGCACCUGUGUUGUCUAAUCCAGCUGGCAGGAGCACCUCAGGGUCUCAGGUGGAGGUCUUCCAUGUCGCCUGCUCUUUGAUUCUUUUAACUCAGGCAUGGGGAACCUUUGGCCCUCCAGAUGUUGCUGAAUGGAAACAAUUCCCAUCAGCCCAAGCCACCAUGGCCAGUGGCCAGGAAUGAUGAGAAUGGUACUUCAGCAACUCCAGAGGGCCACAGGUUUCCUACACCUACAACUGGACUCAACUGGGGACUUUCUUCAUUUGAUCUGCGAUUUGAGCUAUUGUCUAUUGCAGGGAGAGCUAGCACUGUGCCCUCCAGGUGUCCGUGGACUCCUAGCUCACAUAAUCUCUUGACUGUUGCCCAUGUCGGCUGGGGCUGAUGGGAACUGAAGUCCAACAACAUCUGGAGGGCACCACAUUGUGUACCGUGGUCUACUUUAAACAUGUCACAGCUUAAAUCUCUAAAUGCUUGCUUCAGAGAAUAUUGCCUUGUAUUUUCAAACACAUAACAGAAAAUAUAGGGAGAAUAUUGUGACUGUUGAACAUACAGGGUUUGGCAAUUGCUGCCAAAAGGUAAUUUUAAAAUAUUUAUCAUUGUUUUUGCAUAGCCUAUUGAGGAAGAAACUUGAUCCAUUUCAGUGCUUUUACCUACUGGGUAAUAAUUUGGACUGAUGGUGAUUGUUGCGUACUGAUGUUGAAUGGGUGCUGUAGAGAUUUGAUUGGCGAAUGUUGUCUACAAAGCCCUUUGAAGACGUAGCAAUUUCCAUUGGACUGUAAAAAUAUUGUAUGUGUAUUAGAGCCUGAAUCACCUAAAGCUUUCAGGAGUUUUAGGCUUUUGACUUCAAGUGGAUAUGGCUCUUACUCCUCAUUGUGUGCUUUAAUUAAGAAGCGUUAGAUAUUUUUGUAGAUGCAUUAGUUCAUAAGAGCUACCCAGCUGGUAGCUCUUUAAAGAGCAUUGUCUUCCAUGUGUUCAUCUUGAUAUAUGUAGACAGGUGGGCUAUAGAUAGAGUGAUUCUAUCAAAAAGCUGUAAUAUAGAGUUGCCAUUAAGAACAUUAAUUUAUAUAACCUAUGACAUAGACUGAAUAAAAAUAGUAAACCAGUGAAUAAUAUAUGCAAGGAGUUCAUAGGCAUUGCUCUGCCUAGACCAACAGAUUGACUUCUGGAAAGACAGAGAGUGAGAAGCAGAAGAGCUGAAAAGCUCAUAAUGCUCUGAUUCAAAACACAGAAUUAGAAUAGGAACAAACUUCCUGGGAUUCAGAGUGAUGAAGAUUAUUAGAGCUGUUAUCUUGUUGGCCACCCAAACAAAGCCUCUUCUAGAUACCUGUUGAAUUGCACUUGUUGACUGAUGAACAGCUUCUAUAGUUCUUGAUAAAAAGACAUGUGUUAUGUCAUACCCUUUGAAAAUUAAGUUCCCCUUCCCCACCCUUUUUAGCCAAAUGAGAAGGAUAUCAAUUAGCUCAGAGCACAUUUCUCCUUGCAAUAUGCCAACAGUGGUGAACAUAUUAGCAAAGCUUAUGCUGUUUUAUUUAAGCAGUGUUUUUUAUCGAUUGUCUGGAAAGCACUGCCAAUUAAUUUUUCUUUUUAAGACUCAAGACUUUUGGUUUUUAAAGCUUUGAUCUUGUCUGAGAAUAUUUCAUUGCCGCCAAUUCCCGCCCCCCCCCAUUUUUCUUGAAUUCUUGGCAUGACUGUUUCGAUCUGAGGAAAAAGAACUUCUGGAAACUGAACAAAAUGUGCAUUUGUGCUUUUGCAUCAUACAAAGGAAAUAUAGAGAACUGUGGCUUUUAAUCUGGUUUUGUAAGAGACUGGCUAGGUUUGCAUGCUUUCUGGGUGACAACGUGCCUGAGUGGAACACGGGACUCCUGCAUUCCCCUCCCCUCCUUCUGUACAGGUGGAAGGAAGACUUCUACCAAGUUUAUUUUUGUUUUCAAAGAAUCUCAUGUUUAGCAUUGUGACACAUGAACUGUGGAUUGUGCUUUUACAGUAAGUAAUAGCUAGUUGCUAAGUGAGCCAGCUUCUAAUAAUAAUAAUAAUAAUAAUAAUAAUAAUAAAUUUUUAUUUAUAUCCCACCCUCCCCAGCCAAAGCCGGGCUCAGAGCGGCUAACAACAGUAAAAUAAUACAGCAUUCAAAAAUUAAUUCAUUAUAAAAUAAUGAGUUAUAGAGCUGACUUGUUUAACGAUUUCUUGUUGUAAAACCACAAUUCCCAAUUUGUGCAUAAUUCUAUGAUGAGAUUUUUUGAAAACAAAACUAAACUUGACAGGUUUAACAUUGCAGGUGAAAAUGACCAGUGAAUACAUAUAUCCACCUGUCAAGUUUUAAUCAACUGCAGUGUGCAUGUAACCUCUUGGCAGGACGAUACCUUUCUAAGUGGCAAGGAGAUCUUGAUUGCUGCCUGCUUCCAAGAUUUCAUCACUUAUCAGGAAGAUACAGAUAACCAACUUGCCAAGUGACUAGGUGUCAGUAUUGACCCCAAAGCUUGAGAACAGGGGCAGCAAACUGAGGACCGCGGGCCGGAUCAGGCCCAGUUGCCUUCAGGAUCUAGUCUGUGGACUGUCCAUGGAUUGGCAUGGGGAAUCUGUUCAUUCGCGCUGCGCCAUUUCCCCCCAUGUGCCAUUCCAUCCCCCCUCCAUACUGCGGCGGUGCUUCUUCCUGGCCUGCCUAGAGGAGGAAGGGGGCUGGGCUGAGCUGGCUGAGUGUUACGCUGAGGUCUGUCUGUUUUUGCUAUUUACAGUGGUGCCUCGCAAGACGAAAAGAAUCCGUUCUGGGAGUCUCUUCGUCUAGCGGUUUUUUCGUCUUGCGAAGCAAGCCCAUUGACGGAUUAGCGGAUUAGCGCUAUUAGCGGCUUUUAGCGGCUUUUAGCGGCUUUUAGCGGCUUUUAGCAGCUUAUCAGCUUAUCGGAUAAGCAGAUAAGCGGCUUAGCGACUUAGAAAAAGAGGGGAAAAGGGAAAAAAAACCCCAGGAACUCGCAAGACAUUUUCGUCUUGCGAAGCAAACCCAUAGCAGAUUCGUUUUGCGAGGCACCUCCAAAACGGAAAACUCUUUCGUCUAGCGAGUUUUCCGUCUUGCGAGGCAUUCGUCUUGCGGGGCACCACUGUAUUUUGCGUUUUUGUUUUUGCGGCUCUUUUUGUUUUGUUUUCGUGACUGUGUGGAAACCAGUUGAGAUACUGAUUGAUUGAUUGAUUGAUUGUGUGACUGCAGUACAUUGUUUAUUGCUUUCAUUUUAUGGAUCAAUGGUCUCAUUUGAUAAUAAAAUUCAUGUUAAAUUGCUAUUUUAGGGUUGUUUUUUUAAAGUCUGGUACGGAUUAGUCCGUUUUGCAUUACUUUCUAUGGGAAAGCUUGCCUUGGUUUUGGAAUGCUUUUGGUUUUGGAACAGGCUUCCGGAACGGAUUAAGUUUGAGAACCAAGGUACCACUGUACUAAAUUUUCCCGGUUCUAACCAUUGGUACACAAUUUGCAUAUUUUUAUUGCAGAGGAUCUACUACUCUGUUUGUCACCACCCAGGGAGGGCUUGUUUAGGUAUUUCCUUUUUUUGUUGUUGCUUAAGCUUCAUGGAAACAUGGAUAGGAAACAGUUUAUCUCACCCCUCAGUCCUUUCCUUCUCAUUUGGCUCCUAUGUGGCUGCAAGAGAUCCAUUUUGGAGAACCAUGUAGUAGAGACGUGAUUAGCUCAUCAACGGAGGAUCAUUAAAGAAUAGCAGAAUUUGAUUUAAUGGAACUGCAGCUAGGUUGUUAAUUUCUCAAUAUAGUUGAUUUGUUACACCCUUUGCCUUUGCUGACACUAAACUUUGUUUUAGAACCCGCCUCGAAGAACUGCGAAUGUUCUUGGAGAACGAGACGUGGGAGCUUUGUCCUGUGAAAUCAAGCUUCAGCAUAUUACAGCUUCAUGUAAGUCCUAGCCAUGUUAAAAAGCAGGAAUGGGACGAAUACUUAACAUAAAUGGUUAAGGCUACUUUGGCCAAGACUAUUGAAGGAUUUGCUGCUAUCUUGACUUUCGCUGUACAUUUGCUGUGACUGUGUUGUGCUAGGGAAACAAAACACAGCGUGGUGAUACCUUAAAGCACCGUAUGCAUUUUGUAUUCAGAAUAGGAAGGACCAAAUUUUAAAAGAAGUUCUUGGAUGUGCAAGGUGUUUUUCACUUGCCAAUAAGCUCUUUUGCACCUUGUGCUGUAAAUCCAAAUGCGAUGGUUUGCUUUCGCUACAGAUUUUAUGCAUUGUCUUGCACAAAUGGAAGCAUGACAGCUGUUGUGGAGCCUGCCUGUUAACAGCAGUGUGUGAACUUAGGGCAAGGUAUAUAUGUGGGAGUGGUCUUUUUGUUAACUGGAUUCAGCCCUUCUGCUGCCUUUGGACAUCAUUCCAAGCAAUUGUUUUGUUUGAUAAGAACAAGCUGCAGUGAACCUUGCACGUAUUCCUCCUUUAGUGUGACUGUCAGGACUGGAAGUUAUCACUUCUGAUGGAAGCUUAGCACACUUCAGCAUGUUAUAUAAACUUAAACUAUGUGUAAUGUUAGCUAUGGUUUUUUUAAACAAGCAAGCUUCAUAGCCAGUGUUUUGAAUUUGGCUUGUUUAAGAUGAACCACAGUUAAAGUGAACCAUAGUUUGUCAAGUCUGGAUGAUGGGACAAGCUGUGAUCAAACUGGAAGCAAAAGCUUCCAAACUUGCAGUUGCAGGGGAGCAAUAUAGGGAACAUGAAGGUAACAGUGGCUCGUUCUUGUUAUGCUAAACAAUGGUUUUGCAUGAUGUCCAAAUAGAGUCUUGAAUCAGCAUUUGUGCAUCCCAUUCUAUUUCCAGCAUUUAAGAUAGUGAUAAAACCAGAUGCUGUGAUAGAAAGAAAACUUGUUAAAAUUCACUAUUAGCAGCCAUUUAUAUUGAUUGAUUUUUAAGCAGCUGUAAAUGCAGAGGCAUUGUAAUUCUCAUAAUUUGCUUUUUAAAAAGUCUGCCGUAACGUAAUUCGUCACGAUGCUUCACUAAUGAACUUAAUAUGUGUUUUGAAAGUCUUUCAUUUCCAAGCUGCAGGGGGUGUUUUGCCUGAAGUAAUUGGGCAAGUGUGUUAGAAUUAGACAAGCAUCAAAUUAAUGGUUACAUUUGCAGUCUUUAAAAAUAAAAUGAAAUGAAAGAAGGAAAGCCAUGUUAGCUGAAAGGCAAACACCACAGUGCUUGUCAAGAAACCGCUCCUUUAUUAUGUGGAUCAAUAUUUAAACUGCAUGACAGAGCCUAUAUAUCACCUGUUUUGUGUUAAUAGGAAUUUAAGUUCAUGGCACAGUCCCGUUCCCCUUCUGUGUCGCCAAGCAAGCAGCCUGCUUCAGAAAUAGAAAGAACCAUAACUCUGUUUGAGCAGUACUGUAAUGGAGGGAAUCCCUUUGAAAUCCAAGCCAACAACAGAGAUGACGAGACUGAGGAUGUGCUGGCUUCCAAUGGGGUAAGGGAACGCUCUGAUGAGCUCUUAGUAUUAUGUGAGACAUGGUAUUUCUAACCAGUUAAUUUACAAAAUGGAGGUUGCAAAGUAAUAAUCCUUCAAACAGGGAAUUCCCUGUCAACAUGCCUGGUGUUACUGUCGAAAUCUUGAUUCAGGACAGCUCAGUUGAUAGAGCACGAGAAUCUCAAAUGUAAGGAUUGUGAGUUCGAGCCCCACAUUGGGCAAAAAGAUUCCUGCAUAUCAGAGGGUCGGACUGGGUGACCCUUGUGGUCCCUUCCAACUUUACAAGUUUAUGGUUCCAUGUUGGGAAUCAUAGCAUCCUGGUUACUUAACACAAAUGCUCCUAGACGCACCUGCCCACCUGUAAGAACCCAGUUAGAACCUUGGUCUAUGAGGGAGAUUGGGGUGACAAAAUAGCAGAGCAGUGGCCUCUCAGGACUAUUGGGGGGGUGCUAUCUUCCAGGACAGACUGGAUUCACUCUGUAAUGCAAACUCCAGGUCGGGAGUGGGUCAUUACUAAAUCUGUUGAAACUUGCAUUCAGUUGAUUAGAUAAUUUACUUGUGCUUUGGUUGACCUAGACGCUCUGUAUAAAAUUAAAAACACAUUUCUCCUCCUCUGUGGUACACAGGAUUUGUAUACCUGUUCACCGGUGAACACUUCGUGCCCCCGAUGAAGUGAGCUCUGAUUCAUGAAAGCUUAUGUCACAGUGACUUUGUUAGGCUUUAGGGCUGCAUAAGACUCUCUGUUGUUAUUGCUGCUACAGACUAAAAAACUGGCCUGUCUGGAAUCCUGCCUGGUUUACAUAUGCAUCUUGUCUAAAGCAGCCGAUAGCUGAAGGGCAAAUGAGCCUCUGCCACACAAAUCCCAUGUUGUUGUUUAGUCGUGUCCGACUCUUCGUGACCCCAUGGACCAGAGCACGCCAGGCACUCCUGUCUUCCACUGCCUCCCGCAGUUUGGUCAAACUCAUGCUGGUAGCUUCGAGAACACUGUCCAACCAUCUCGUCUGUCGUCCCCUUCUCCUUGUGCCCACAAUCUUUCCCAACAUCAGGGUCUUUUCCAGGGAGUCUUCUCUUCUCAUGAGGUGGCCGAAGUAUUGGAGCCUCAGCUUCAGCAAAUCCCAUAGUGGUGGUUUAAUUUUUUUCUUGUACAGUUCCUAAUGAAAUUAAUGUUCAGAUUCAUGGUCACUGUCAAGGAUUGGCCUUUCUGUUGCUACAAUGCGAGUCGCGUUGUGUUUUCCUAUAAGUAACUGAUUGGUCCUCCUAUCAUCACGGAACUGACACAUUCUCAGAUCGCUAGGGGGCGCAAUGAUCACAUAUACCAGCAACCGGCUAUGACUUUCUGUAAGUUGUAGUAUAUAUUUUCUGCAACCUUGUUUUGGAUUGCCCAUGGUAAUACUGAGUUCUAUUUAUUAUGGAGGCUGACAUAUGUAGUUCUGCAAGGCUUGCUGUUUCACCUUGUUUUGGUUAGUACUUGCUGUGGUGCAUCCCCACUCUCCAGGAUCUGGAUAAUUAGUGAAUUAUCAGGCUGUCAUGAAAAUGAAUUUGUACAGGGCUCUUUCUUUCUUUCUGUUUUGUGUUCUCUGUGACACUUGGGAUACAGAACAUUCUGUGAGGAAGGAACUAGAACGCUGAAGAAAAGGAGUUAUAUGCAUGUUUCCUCAAAUUUGGUUGGGCAGUUGUUAGAUCUGCAGACAUUAAAAAAUGAGUUUUAUUAAUCUGACAUGUGGCUUUAAUUUCUUGGGCAGCACUUAGCAAAUAUUUUAAAUUAUGGUGGUUUGCAAUUUAUUAUCAUUUUGCAGCCUCUUAUAUUCGGAUCAAAUGUUUAGUUGCAUUGUUUCUCUUACUUAACUGAAAGCUGCUGUUGGUAGUGGUUCAGUGUUCAGCAUUUUUCUUUCAAACAAUUUAUCACAAUUAUUCUUGUUUUGCUUAGAUUUCUCGUCUGUCCCACCCUGUGGCUCAUUCAAUGCAGUGGGCCCGCCACUUACGUGAGGGGUCAGUUCCAGGGGCCCACCUGUAAAGUCAAAAUCGCGCAAAGUCAGGAACCCCUACCCCCAUGAGGCAGAAGGCUGCUUACCGGGGUCUAGGGAGGUCGUGAGAGGGACCCAUGAUAUUCCAUGGGUUUUCCCGUGACCUUCCCAGACUGCGGUAAGUGAGGAGGCACCUUUCUUACCGGCCUCUAGGACGCUCUCAGAGCCCUCACACCCCCUCCCUAGAGUCCGGUAAGGAAGGCACCGCCAGGCUUGCGGGGCUUAGGGAAGAUGGCGGGAGGGCUCUGGAAUGCAGUCAGAGCCCUCCUCUAUUCCCAAAGCCUGUAAGAAGAACCCACUGGGACCCAGUAUGUGUGUGGGGUGGGUGUGUGGGGAGCAGAGAACAGUAGGUUUUCCCAGCUCUCCAUUUAGUUAUUUAAUCCCCCACAAUUGUAAGGUUACAAUUGUGUAAAUAAAAUGAGUGCAAGUUUCAGGCUGUCUGUCUGUCUAUCUAUCUAUCUAGAACUGAAUCUGACUAGUCCAGAUAUUAUUUGCUGUGUAAAAAACCUAUAGUACUGUAGUUGUCUUAUUUGAAGAAGAAGUUGUUUUUGUCUGGUGAGCAAGGUAUCUGCCAUUCACUAGGGGAAGAAUGACAGGAACAGUAUCUUAACUUCAGACAACAUUGCUCCGUGUACGGAAUUAAAGUCUAAGGACCACUGAGGCGUUUUAUGUGCCUUCUGAGUUACUGCACAGGAGCUGAAAGCGCUUAUGGUUUAUUUUGAUAGUAUGAAUCGGAUGAGCAGGAAAAGAGUGCCUAUCAAGAGUAUGACAGCGAUAGCGACGUUCCUGAAGAACUGAAGAGAGACUAUGUUGAUGAACAGACUGGAGAUGCCCCGGUAAAAAGGUACCUUGAACACACAUUUCAUAACUUAUUUUUUCUGACAUGCUUAAGCAUAAACAUAUAUACUGUCAACUCAUCCUUAGUGGGACUUCAAAAGGGCCCCCCCCCCGCAUAUCUUAAGGUAACUCUUUCUACAUCCAUUUGUCUAGCGAGGCACACUCCCUACCUGCUGCCCCCACCAUGCUUGUACGUGCCAGACAUGUGCCACGAAAGCCCCUGCGUAGUGCAGAGCAUUAUGGGUCCAUGUUCUAGGAUGCCGCCUGUUUAAAAGCAAGGAUGCGUCAUCUGCGACGCUCGUGUUGUUUUUGGACUCCAGCUCCCAUCAGCCUCAGCCGGCCUGGCCAGUUGUCAGGGAUGAUGGGAGUUGGAGUCCAGCAGCAUCUGGGAUAGCCACAGGAUAGCCAUCCUUGGUUUAAAGAGAGAAUUGCCUAAGCCUGUUAGUUGUUAACCAUGUACCUGUGUAAACUGAGCAUGCACGUUAAAGGACAGGAAGCAAGCAAGCUUCUACAGCUGCUCUUGGCAGUGAUGGGCAAGUGAUGGUUAAGCAAAACUUGUCUGCUAUUACUGGUCUUCUCACUAGGCAACCCUUGAUAGUCAACUGAGGAACUCCGGAACACCGUUUGGAAAACCACCAUUUGACGUUCAUGCUUUUUAUCAGCCACCUUGGACGUUUUUAAACUGUUACAGGAAAAAGCUCCACAUCUGGUUGUGACCUGCAUUAGUUCUGAAGGUGGUGGUGGUACCCAAAGCAGAGCAUCUGACUAUGUCUAGAGAGCAGCCAGGUUCAUAUAGGAGCAGGCAGUCCUUCUCCCAGCAAUGGCCACCAGCUUGGAUGGGUUUAAAAAAAUAAUUCAUGGAGGAUAAAAGGUUGUCAAAGGCUCCUAAAUCUGAUAUCUUUGUGUUCUACCGCCACUGUCGGAGGGAGUAUGCGUCUGAAUUUCAAUUGCUUGGAAACUGCAGGAGGCGAGAGCACUGUUGUACUCAGGUCCAGCUUGCUGGUUUUCCAUAGGCAUCUGGGUUGGCCACUGUGAAAGCAGGAUGCUGAACAGGUGGGCCACUCACCUGAUCCAGUAGGGCUCUUCUGAUGUUCUUAGAUUAGAGAAGGUGGAAAUCUAAAAUGGAUGGAAGCUGCACAACUCCGUUUAGCAUCUUACAAGGCAGAUUAGUAACAACGUGGAGGCAAAUGAAUGCUACUUUGGGAAUGAGAAAAUAGAUCUUUGCAAAUGGAGCGUUACAGCUUUUACAUCCAUAUGAUCUUCAUAGUUAAAAAGUCAGCAAUAGCUUUGCUUGGCCUUUGUAGCUUUGAUAAUUAUUCCAUGAAGAAAUUAAAAUGCUGCACGCUCCUGCUAAAAUAAAGCCAUUUAUCAUUUUAAACGCUUGGGCUAAGACCUUUUUUUUCAUCCUUUUGUUAAUUGGCAAAAUUGAAAUUAGGCAUGACUUCAGUAUGACUUAAUUACUAAGGGUACGAGGUGAUAAAUGUAUUCCUGUUGUAGAAGAUAGAUAAACAGGUGUGGAAGCCCAAGGCUACUAGGAAGCGAUACUCUGUUCCGACUAAAGGAGCCAUCUCUUAUUUUAUUCUCUCAAAAUGAAAGUAACAUUUUACCUAACUCCUAAUACUUCUUAAUUCCAGUCAAAGCCUUGCCAUUAUUGGGCCAGCCAUAUCCACCCCGAAUGCAAAUUUUUCAGAAGGAUGCUUAAGCCGCUUCAUUUCUAGAUCUGGGCUAGAGAACUUGUUUUAGCCUGUAGGGCUGCAUUUCCUUCUGGGCAGCUUUCCAAGGGGCCACAUGGCAGUGUGUUUACUUACAAAACAUUACUAUGCUCUGCUCCUUUAGUGGCAAGAACAAAAUAUAAACGGAACAUUAGCUUCCCCAUCUGCGUGGUUCAUGCCUGUGCACUUAUACCUAAUAAUUUUUCUACCUAGUAUUUCUCGAGAAACUUUGAGAAGCAGGAAGCGAUCAGAUUAUUGCCUCAGUAAGGUGAACGCUCCCAUUUUGACCAACACUACACUGAAUGUAAUAAGACUUGUUGGUAAGUGAAAUGGUUUCUUGCUUUCUUAAUACAACCUGCAUGUUUUAUCAGUGUGUGUGUGUUUUAUAUUUAGAAUUCCCUGGCUUUUAAAACUCUAUAGCAGGAGUGUCAUGGUCUCAUCUUUGAAUAGUUCUGAGUUUGUUGCCGCUCCUGUUGCUGUUAUAUUUUUGUUACCCAAAAAUACAAAAAUUACGAGGUGAAACAAAAUGAUAAAAGAUUGCAAGAUAAUUUAUCGUGAAGAGAUUCUGCAGUAUAUUUACAAAAGAAAAGCACGACAAAAGCACACCAGGAGGGGAGAAGGAGGGGAGAAAUAGUAAUAACUAUUAAUUCAAAGAAUGGAAUAUGCUUCAUUUCAAAAAGGCUUCAUGAAAAUAUUCCCAUUUAGUAAUCCACCACAUUAUCUUACAACGUUUUCACAGGUGUGUGCAAUCAGUCCCUAGCUAUUCUUUAAUGUAAUUAACUGGGGGUUCUCAGGCAGUCGAUGCCUCCUUAGUUUUCCACUUUUUCCACCACCCUUUUUAGCUUCAUUAUCUCUCAUCUGCUCCCAUAUUUUAGCUGGUUUUCUGUAGUCUUUCAAGUGUCUGGCAUAGAAUAUCCACGCUGCUUGGAGUAUAUCUAGUACGUGUUCAACUUUCUUUAUUUUCCUAAGAGGCGACAUGAUAGAAGUGUAUAAAAUUAUAGAGUAUAGAGAAAGUGGAGAGAGUGCAUUCCCCUCCCCAUCCCUUAUAAUAAUAGAACUCAAGUACAUCCCAUGGAUUCAGGACAGACAAAAGGAAGUACUUCUUUGCACAGAGCCUAGAUCAGUGCUGGCCAAACUUGGCCCUCCAGCUGUUUUGGGACUACAACUCCCAUCAUCCCUAGCUAACAGGUCCAGUGGCCAGGGAUGAUGGGAAUUGUAGUCCCAAAAGAGCUGGAGGGCCGAGUUUGGCCAUCACUAGCGUAGAUAAACUAUGGAAUUCUUUCCCACAAGAAGCGAUGAUGGUUGCCAACUCAGGUGGCUUCAAUCAGGGGUGCCAAGUUGAAUACAAUAUGGGGCCUAGGCAGGUAAGUCCCGCCCCACAUAACCACAUAAUUGAUCACACAGACACCAUUUGAAUGGCAAUGCCCAUCAACUUUGGGGGGAAGCCCCCUCAAAUGUUUUAUUUGGGGGGCCGAAGGGACCCUGGCCCCUAGGAGUUGGCUCCUAUGGCUUCAGUAGAAGAUUAGACAAGUUCAUGGAGGGUGCCUACAAACCCUCGUGCCUGUAUGCUGUCUCCAUACCCGAUGCAGUGUGCUUCUGAGCAGCAGUUGCUGGAAUCAGAUGGGAGAGCAGGUCCUGCUUUCAGGCUUCCCAUAGGCAUCUGUUUGGCCACUGUGAGAACAAGAUGAUGGGCUAGACAGGCCACUGGCCUGAGCUAGCAGAGCUCUUCUUAUGUUCUUAUGGAUGUAAGGUUUUAUUUAACAGGCGGCGAAGUGUCAGACAUGCUGUAAUUUGGUUACAACGCCCACUACUUAAUGUUAGCUAGGAUACAAACCUUGGAGAAUACUUGUACUGAGCCAGCGUGUGUGCCCACAAAUGUGCUUUUCCACUGACUGGUGUAACAGAAAGUCCUUCGGUGUUUGGGGGCUUUUUAUUGCCUUUUACGAUGCUCAGAACAAAAAGUUAUCACACGAAGUCAUUACCUUAAUCUACAAUGUAGGUAAAUGGAUUUUCAUCUGAUGGACACGAGGGAAUGUAAUUGAAUUGUGUUGUGUGGAACCUCAUUUCCAUGCAUCCUUGCCAGCAAUCUUGUUCUCCCCAUGCUGCUACCUGAAACUUCGUUAGACUCUGGGAAAACAUUGCCUUUGUGAACAUGACCUAAUGGCAUAAGCUGCCGCACUCUGAGCUCUUCUGGGAUGCUGCAGUAAUAAUUUGAUAAAUAUUGCUCAAUAUUUCUUGGCCAAAUGCAUGGUAUCUUUCUCUGAACUAAUAAGACUGUUGACACAUCUGGUUGAAGAAUAUGCAGAAUUGCCGUCUAAAAAUCUAAGCGGGCACUUCGUUCUUUACGGAGUUUAGAUGAAUUUGGCAAAGAUUAUGUUGUUCAUUAGUUACAAGCCAGAAAUGUGAGGAACGAUUUCUGUGCCCGAACUCCCAGUUCUUUGAUGAUUCUUUAUUUCCCUCCUUCAUAGCUUCUUUAAAGGAUAUCCCUAGCUAGGUUGGCCAUUAUGGGGUAGAACUUUGUGCCAUAUUCCAGUGUUUUUAGGGAAUAUUGAAAGAAUGCAUUAUCUACAGCACAGAUGAUAAAGUGUUGGCUCUCAGAUCUAUGACCUAGAGCUUGGAAGGCAGAUAGAAAGUAUAUGGGUAAAAAUUGUGAUAGAGGGAAACAUCAGUGACCAUACUGUGUGUGUCUGCUAUGGAUCUCCAAGUCAGACUGAAGACUUGGAUGAUGCCUUCCUAGAGCAGAAUACCAAACAUUCAAAAAGGAGAAAUAUAGUAGUCAUGGGAGACUUCAACUGAGUUAUGUAAGCAGAGGUUGGAUGGCCAUCUGUUAUCUUUAGUUGAGAUUCCUUCAUUGUAGGGUGUUGAACUAGAUGACUCUCAGGGUCUCUACAAUUCUGUGAUUCUAUCCCUGAACUUUAUAUGCCUUAAUAGGCUCUUUGGACUGCAGCCAUGGUUUUAUAAACAGGUACCUAAAUAAUGAAUAGUGGAUAUGCAAAAGUUAUUUGUUGAAACUAACCCUACCAUGAAAGAUUUUGCUAUGUCAGUGUUCUAAAGGCGGGGGAAGGGGUUAAAAAUGCUUUCCCCUAUUCUGUAUUUGAUAAUUACUAAUUGGCAUGUCCGUUGUGCUUUUGUUGCACAAAAAGUCUUGUAGAAUCUAUAUAUCCUUUCAAUAACCCUGUGAGACACAUUAGGGUGAGGAAUUGUAAAACUGGGCUUUUCAUGCAUUAUCCAACUCCAGCAUGAAAGGAUAUUUCUAGCUGAAGAUAUGCAAAGAGUAAAAAUCAUGGAUAUCCUUUUAAAAAAAGAAGAAGCAUGAAAAAGGCAGUGAACACUGACUUAGAAAUCUGGGAUGCUUUGAGGUUUUUAAAAACUGCUUUGAGCUUUUGUGUUUUUUGGUUGUUGUUUUUACAAUCAAGCAGUAAAUUGUAUGCAAUAAAUCUUGCAUGGGCUACUGCGAUUUUUCUUGAAGCUAUAUUGCAAUUUACAAACACCUUGAGUAACACCUCUAAGAUACUACUAUAUGGUUCAUUAUGUGUUCUGCUGCUUAAUUUCUCACACAAAACUUAAAGCAGAAAUACAUUUCUGUUAUCUCUUUUUCUGCCAGACUUUAAGGGCAGACUUGGAUGACUCCUCCAUAAUCUAUUUGAGAUAAGGUUAAUGUGAGCUAUCCCCCCCCCCUUUGUGGUUCCAGCUUGUGAGAGCUGGAAAAGACGUCUUGCAGUGAACCAUCGUGUAAUGGAAAUUUUAACUGUGAUAAUCAUAACUGUAGGAUUCUAUGCUAUGUAAGAAUUACCCACGGCCAUGUAAAUCCUGUUGCUGUGAGAGCCUAUCAUGAAAUCAUUCUAAACGCAUCCAUAAACACUUGACAAAUUAUAUAACAAACCGAAAACAUAAAAGUUGCAGGCUUUUAAAUAUUAAAAAGUAACUCACCCCAUAUAGUUUUGCCUGGAAGUCUUAAUAUCACACUUGUUUUAGAAUCCAGAUUGCCAAGAAAUAUGUGCCAAUGGCAAACAAUUUGUCAAAAAAGCAUGUAGUUGAUUGCAUCUUUGUAAAAGUCUGGUUUCACUGCAAGUGCUGCUCAUAAUGUUCUUCCCUUCCCUUCUGGUUAUUCUAGGGGAUUUGGGGGGGGGGCACAGUCUGCUGAUGGUCCUGUUGGUGACUUUUCUGGUGAUUCCUUUUCAAAAUACCUGUUUAGUGCAAAGGGAAAAAAAGGUUGUCUACUAGGUUUAUAGGAGAGAUUUUAGAAAUUGGCAUUAUCUUACGGAAGGAAUGAAGAAGAAAUGUUCCUGGAGCCUGAACAGUGUCAAGAUGCAGAAUGAUGUAGUGAUAGAGAAAUGUUCUUGGCAUCUAAGGGAGAAAAGAUUUUACAGGGGCAAGAUUUAGGGAAGAGUUCCUUGUCUUCCUCAUAGACUCUUAAGUCCUAUCUUCUAGCCUUUCUGUUAAGUAGAUGUUCUUAUUGAAAGAGAGGUUUGGAAAAUCCAGGCCCGUGGGAUUAUCUUGGGUGUUAUUGGAAUCGUUGACAUACAUAUCAGUUACCAACAGCUUCAGAUGUUGUUUCUCUCCAUAAAUGUGAUCGGUAACAUUGGGACUGCUCCCAGGUGCAAGGAUGGGCAAGCCCAGAGAAAAAGGGAGAAUGAGCCGAAUUUUAGGAAAUGUUCACGACUACUAAGUCUUAGAAGGAUGUUUGUAAUCUAGGAACAUAAAAUCAUUAAGGCAUUUCAUUGCCUUAACAGUUUUCAUUGCAGAUUUAAUGGGCUAGUGCAAUGUAUUAUAAUAAAUGAGAUGCUGCCUUAAGCUAAAAACGGUGGUACGGUAUUUUUUCCAUAAAGGCGCUUAAACUUUCAGGGUUCUGAUUUUGCAAGGUUGAUUAUCAUUUUCUCUAUUUCUGAUGUCCAGGCUGUGAUUGCCACUUUUUAUGUAGGUGCCACCCACAUCCAAGAGGAGAGGUAUUAGCAGACCUUUGUAAUUUGCAGAAGUGCAAAACAACAAUAGCAGCAGUAUUAGAAAUAAAACCUAAGUGGGGGAACCACAAAACAGCCCAGUGAGAAUUGAGAGUGCUCCAUGGCUCUUGAAUGCUGUCUGAUGGCUGAGGGACUGGAAUCCAGAGCAGGGAAGUGCUUCACACUGCCAACACUUUGGUUGUCCUACCUCUGCCAGUUUCCAACAUUCCACCACACAUCUAGGCUGUGCAGACAACUGUACUUUUAAAGCACUUUGAAAGCACAUCCUUCCUGAAAAAGAAUCCUAGGAACUGUAGUUUGUGAAAGGUACUGGGAAUUGUAGCUCUCGUGAGGAGUAAAUUACAGUUCCUGUGAUUCUUUGGGUGAGGGGAAUGUGCUUUAAAAGUUUGGCCUGUACGCAGCCUAAAUAUGAUCAAGAAUCGGAACCUAGAAUGGAGUGAAGAAGUUGGGAAGAAGCUUAACUGUUUAUAACCAGGGACAACGAGGAGAAGGAAUAAGGUUUAGCUCGGAGCUUCCCAAACUGUGUGUCGCGACACGUUACUGUGUUGUCUGCAGUGUUUAGGUGCAUCGUGGAAACAGUGGGAGACCUUCACGCUCCAGCAGGCGGGGGCGUGGCUGGUGUACGUCCCGGGGGGCAUGGCACGUGUCCCAGGGGUGUGAUGCACCGCCUGUGGGGGCAUGGCGCCCAGCGCAGGGGGUAGGGCAGCGAUGGUACCCCACCGGGAUUGUGUUGCCAGGGGUGGUGUGCUCCCCCUGCCCCCUCUCCCUCCACCAGUGCAUGGAAAUGCUCCCCAGGGCUGGAAAGGGGUUAGUUUAACCUCCAGUUUGCUAGUAAAACUGAAUUAUUGUGUCGCAAAAUGAUGCAAGUCUAAAAUGUGUGUCACCAGCAUGAAAAGUUUGGAAAGCUCUGGUAGAGCUCCUAACCUAUGGUGACCUUUGCUUUCAGUUAUGUUAGGAAAUAGCUGCUAUUCUAUCCAAAUUCGGGGGGGGGGGCAAUAUUGCAGAAUGGGCAGGCCCAGCAUGGAUCAUUUAUUGUAUUUUCAUGGGAUGCACACAGACACUCCGUCCUCUAGCAUCCGCUCGCACUCACCUUGCCAAUCAUCAGUACAGUAUGGGUAUUUCACUAAUAAUAAGUACGUAUGUAUAAAAGCUAGUUUGACAUCAGCGUACAAACAUGGCAUGGAAAGUUGAACUUUUUGUGGUGUUCUUUUUUGUCUUUGAAGGCAAAUACAUGCAGAUGAUGAACAUCUUGAAGCCAAUUGCAUUUGAUGUGAUCCACUUCAUGUCCCAGCUUUUUGACUACUACAUGUAUGCAAUAUAUAUGUUUUUUGGCCGAAAUGACACGGUAAGUAAAUAUUGCCGUUUAAUCAGCAUGUGUGCAUGCAUGGUGAAGGGGAAUAGUAUAAGGGGGUAGCGAUAGCUGGAAUAUUAAUUUGCAAUUCUAGAAGUAUAAAUGGUAUAAGGUCUGUGCGAGGGUUUACACCUAUCUCUGCUUCCCAGAUGUCAUAGAGAAAGAAAUGUUGUUAUGAGGAAACAAUCUGAGGAUUACGGAAAAAUUGGUUUCUGGUUUGUGAUAUUGUGAGAGAGAAGAUGGGGGUUUCGCUGGAAUAAUUCAUUUUGUUCAGCUAAUUGCUUUUCAGAUAUGAUGUUCCUUUAACUUGUGGGCUCUCUCAAUAUGUCAUAACAAGACCAAGGAAAGAAACCCUCAUAAAAAACCCAAAACAACAACAACAACCCUACACAAGCUUGCCCACAGGCAGACUAAUAAGAGGAAUUUGGAUGAGACAUGCAGGGUAGUGGCUGUGUGGUAAUAAGGACUGAGUAAGCUUCAGUUCCAAUGGAGAUCAAUGGCAUGUGAGUGCCAAAUGGUACUGGGAUAUGCUGCUGCUUUGCUUACAGUGACUGAAAGAGUAUAAAGGAGGGAUGGGGCUCCUCAAGGUCUCUUGCUCCUUUUAAGAUAACACUAGGAGAAGAAUAUAGGGAGGUGCCCACUCUGCCCUUCAAAUCUGAAGGCACCUCGCAGCAUUGAGAAACUGGGUGUUAAAUAGCUGGAUACAUUUCACACAUGCCACAGAUCAUUUGUUUAUUCAUUUAUAACUUGCAAAUCUGAAAGGUAUGUUCAGAAUAUUAGUACUAAGGAACAAUAUUUUCCAUGUUGCAAGAAUCCCAGAAUCAAUGCAAAUACUAGAAUCAAGUGCCCCACGAGCUUUAACAGGAUGGGAUCCUAAAUCAGUCAUUUAUUUGCUUGACAGAUCCACACAUGGUUCCAAAUUGUCUAGGGCUGUUCUUUUGGCAGGAGUAAUAACAUUGAGAUUUGGUUGUUUACAGAGAUGAACAGCAAAUUGUUUUUUUAACACUGACUUGAUUUUCAUUGGCUGUUUCUGCUGCUCUUUCUUUAAUCCCCCCCCCCCUUUGCACCUCCUGUUUGCAUUUUAAAGCUUUUACCCAGUUCUACACUUUCCACAUCUAGCAGAGAACAACAAAGUGCUAGGCAGGUAAAUGCGCAAGAGUUGGAUUUUUGAACAUUGUGUUUCCUACUGUAGUGUUCCUUAUUGUUUGGCUUUUUGAAGAGCAGUUCCCAUGGGAAACAUACAGCUUAUGAAAAGGGUCUGUCAAUGUAAUUUAGCCUUCUUGUAAAGAUGAUAUGAUAAUCUAUCAUCUCUGAAGACCUCAAACAACUUUGACAACAACAACAAUAAUAAUGUAUGUCCUUUAGGUCAGUAGAAUAAUAUAAUGAUAGAAUUGUAGUGUUGGAGGGGACCCGGAGGGCCCUAGAGUGCAAACCCCCUCCCACAAUAAGCUGCCUGUGUUGGGGAUACCAUUGAGUAGGGUCAACCCCACUAAAUUGAAAAGGAAAUGUUUUUGAACCUUUGAAGACCAAAGACAUUAAUAAUUUUAUUGUAAACUUCUCUAAAUGAAAGUCUGUCAUCUCAGCCCGCACACUGCAGAUGUGUGUGCUAUAAAGAAACGCAGAUUGCCUUAAGUGUUCUUCCAUAUUCAGUUGCCCGUGUAACAGUGGCACGCUAUUUAAAAUAUUCAGCCUUUUCCAUCAUUCAAGCCCAUUUGUUUACUUCAAGCCACUUACCCAGUGGGACAUAAGUGGGAGUAACUUGGCCAAUGCACAGGUACAUUAGCUUGAGUGGCUUUUGAAUGAUAGUUAAGGUCUGUUCUGUUGAAUCCAAAGCAAAGGAGUGUCUUCCUGAACUGACAAAUGUAUUCCUGGUGUGAAACACAUACCCAUAUUUUGACAAUAUGGUUGAAGUCGACCCUUGAAAUGCAUGUAUGUUUCUUAGUUCUCACGCUAUAGUUUUGUCAACUGAGCAGCUCUGUCUGGGUCUCUUAUAAUUCCCACUGAAUUUAAAAUGUGGUAAGUUGCAACAGGAUGAGCUAGUAUAAUUCAUUCCUCUAAUGGAAUGGCUUUGCGUCUUUGUGAACCAUGACACUGGAACAUUUUCUGCUUGAUUCAUAAUCACAAAUGUUUGUGUAGGUGUAACUUCACUGAAUCUUUUCAAAAGGAAAUCUUCCUUAUGUAACUUAGAGCACGAAGGUAAUUGCUACUAAGUAGCAAGUACAGUUCUUCAUUCUGAUUUACAUUAAAUUUGUUCUUCAUGUGGCAAAGGUGUCUGGUGCCAUUGGACGCCAUUCUCAGAAAGAAUACAAAGCACAAGGCUUCCCAAAGUGCAAUAUAAAGUAUUCUGGAAAAAAAAUUAUCCCCUAAUACAGUGGAUAAUUCAUGUGUCCGGUAUGAAUUGUGUGUGGUCGUUCUAGUGUAUGAAACUUAGUUUUUCUUUGUAUAUGAGUGCAGUGUUGAGUGUGUUGCUGCUGCCUUCCCUCCCCAUCCCACCUCUUUUUCCAUUUUUUACUUUGAUUGAAAUACCAUGUCAUGCUGCGCUUUUAUCCAAUGUGGCAAUGGAAUGUAGGCAAAUGGGAAAAUUCCUUUGGAUUAUUUGUAUGCUAUCCAAAUUGUGUUGCUUAGAAUUCCCUCUCACUUCCAGUUUGAAACGACAGGACUGGGACUCAGCAGCAGCCGGCUUCGAACCACACUCAACAGAAUACAGGAGAGCCUGAUUGAUCUGGUAAGUUGUAGGACUUUGAGUAAUUGAAAUGGAAGAGUAAUAGGAAUUGCAUUGGUUGCUGUACCAGAUGUACACCAUCCUGAGUAAUUGCACUAAAUCCAUGUUAGAUUACAACAACACAUGGUUUGUGGAGAUGGCUCUGAAGGCGGUUUGGUAACUUCAGCUGGUGCAGAGUUCAGCAGCCAGGAAGACGGCUUGAGCAUAUUACACCAAUCCUGGCUUGACUGCCCUGGCUGCCAGUUAGGCCCUCUUGUUGGUUCCUCUUGACCCAUACCACUGGGUGAUCCACAAUAAUGAAGAAACUUGGAAACUUGGCAAAGUUGAUGCCUGUAUAUAUUUCAGAAACAGCAUGAGACUGUCUGUGGUGAAGCGGUGGUGGUUGAAAACUUACAAUGAUAAUUGGGAUUUUAUCCUAUAUUUCAUACCCCUACCUCAGCAAAGCCAUCAAGAUGAUUUUUAAAGAUGGAAAGCUAAAAAAAAAAUGCAUUCAACAAGAUUUUCCCUUUAGGAAUCACUGCCUGUUUUUUCACAGCAGUUGCAUUACCUGUGAAUCCUUCUGUCUCAACAGUCCUCCAGAAGAUGCCCAUCCUUUGGGGCCUAAGGUUUCAGCAAUCGGCCACAGCACCUUUAGUGAUUAUAAGCCUGGAGAGACCAAACAUGAGACAGUUCAGUUUUCGCUCUCUGUGCUUCACGAUGUGAUAUCCACAUUCAUUGGUAUCAGUGAUGUGAAAUAAAGCCUAAUGACUUCAACUCGGGUGCCUUCACAGAAUCACAUUAGUAGGAACCAUCAGUCCAGAGGUUUUUUCUGUUUCCAGUUUCCCACGCUGUUACAGAAAGCCCCUGACCCCCUGGAACAACUGUGUGUGUAUGGGGGGGGGGUGGAACUCCAGCGGCCCCUGGAGCAUGGAGUGCUGCAGGAGCAAUUGAUGGAAAUUGCCUCUCCCCCCCUUUCUCCAGUAGAGAAUCACAGGCAUUUGUUCCAAACUCAGUGCAGUAUGUUUUAUUAAUAAUAGAAGGUCUGGUCUCAAGUGUGAUUAUAAAAGCUGUAUGUUACAGUGCUAAAAUGGCUACCCAAAAGUCAGUCUAACCACUUUUGCCUUACCAUGUAUCUCUCGUCCUCUGAGAGCAUGUUAGCUGCCAGUGGAAAUAUUUGAUAGAUGUUGAUUUAUUUGUUUGUGUGCCUUUUUUAUAGCCAAACACCAACAUAAUUUGGCUGUUGUUGUUUUUAGCUAAGACAUUAUUCACACCACCAUGAUACACUGCAUCUCUUUUAUGUCAGCAGCUGGUAUAAAUGGGUCUCCUCCUUCCAGGAAGAAUUGAAUCUACUGUAUAAGAACCACGGUUUAUCCUGUCAACUGUUGAAAGAACGUAAAAGCACAUAUCCCUAAUAAGUAAUGUGGUACCAAUUCUGUGUUCAUAUUCUGCAAUGGAAUUAACUAGGCAGGUUAAAUUUGAAAUACUUUAUUGUCACUUGUACAACUUGUAUACAGUGAGAUUACACAAGUACCCUCCACUCAGCUCUCUUAGUCUUAAUUCCCCUCGUUUACUGAUGCACACCCACCAAACCCGAAAGUCAGUUGCUCUGUUGUUAUCUUUUCAUUUAGCAGCCUAACAGCCCACGGAUAGAAGCUGUUCUUUACGCUGUUGGUGAGAUUAAUCAUGCUUCUAUAUCUUCUGCCUGAGGGCAGGAAAUCAAGAAAGUGCCGGCCAGGGUGUGAAUCAUCCCUGAGAAUUUUCCUCACUCUCCUGAGGCAGCGUUCUUCCUCUAUUUCAUCCAGUGGAUUCACGGGACAGCCCAUAAUAUCUUAUGCUGUAUUCAUCACCCUCUGUAGGCACUUCCUAUCAGAUGAUGUCAAACCAGCAUACCACACCGUGAUGCAGUAUGAAAGGACACUUUCUAUUGUUGACCGGUAGAAGAUCAUCAGAUGUUGAUUGACGUUGUUCUUCCGCAAGACUCUGAGGAGAUGGAGUCUCUGUUGGGCUUUCUUAACCACCUGGGUUGUAUUUAUUUUCCAAGUAAGGUCUUCACUGAGAUAAACUCCUAGGAAUUUAAAGGAGUUUAUCUCAGUGAAGACCAUACUUGGAAAAUAAAUACAACCCAGGUGGUUAAGAAAUGAAGCUCCUUCUGGAAGGGGAAACCGCAAAUGCAACAGAUCAAUAAAACCAGGCAAAUGCUUCUUUCCUCAAUAGAGAGGUUGACAAAUUAUUUACCAGCUCUGGUGCACUGGAGCAAACAGCAUUCAAUAGAAUGGUACUAGGGAACAGAACAAGUUCCUGGUUCAAGCACCAUAGAGCUGCUGGCAACCUUGGUUUGGCUUUAUCUGUAUUAAUUGGGAGAUCAUUUUGAUAUAGUUCCCCCCCCAUGGGUGUGGUUUCAUAAUAAACCCAGGUAUGGACAGAUGCAUAUAGAAAACACAUUGGAAUUGGAAAACCAAGGUGGAUUCUCCAGGAAGGAUAUGUAACCAUGUAUGCUAGAUUCCUGAUAGCUCCUGCUCACAGAUAUCUUCUGUGAAACCCAUGUGAUAAAAGUGCUUUGUAAAGCACCGCAAGAAUCCAUAAACUUCUAUAUGGGGGAAGCUGUGGCUUCCUUUUUCCGGAGAGGGUUCUGUGUUUAAUCCCUGGUGUCUCUAUUCAAGUAACUUUGGUUAUGUGAGCAAAGUUUCCUUCCAUUUCAUCCCACAUUUUCUGGGGGGUGAUCACCUUCACUAUGCAUGCUGAUUCAUUACCCCCACGCCUUCCAAAACUGAGCUUGGUAACAGCCACCUGAUGGGAGUUGUAGCUCAGUACAUCUGGAGGGCAGUAGGUUGUGGAAGGCUGGUCUAAAAGGUACUCAUCAAGGUGGUUGUUUUUUUACUUCCCACAGUAUAUUUAAUCUAUAUAUUGUGUUUCAGCCUAGGUACAGUUUUAUUUCUGAGACCGAACAAAAAUGAGAGCAGUUAAUAUGUAAGCGGAGGAGCUUGUCAGAGCAAUGGGAUUUCCAAGGGUAGAAACAGAAAAAUGGACCUUAGUUUUUUUCCAUAUGUGAGAGAAAAUCUUAUUUGUUUUUCAUUUAGUUUGUUUUUCACUACAGUGAACUUAUGCUGUACAUGCUUAAUGGGGGGGAACUGCUCUUACGAGAUCAGAAUUCAAAACCUUUCCCCAUAAAGUCUAAAGGAAAUGAAAGAUCAGAAAACCUAUCAAAAUUGACAGUGCUCAAAUUUAAGAAUCCAGAGCUGCUAACUAGAUCCAUCUUAAACCUGGGCGAGUAAAAAUGUCUUAAGUAGUGACGGAUGUUCAUCAGGGAUGUGGCUGUUCAUGCCACCAGGGCAAGGGAAUUUUCAAAACCAAGACAUUACUACAGAGAAGGCUUUGUCUCACAUCCCUACACAAUGAACCACGUUUGCCAAGGAGUAACAAGUUGGACUAUCAAGCCAUUCCUAAAGUAUUUGAUGCUAUAUUUCUCCAUGUGUACACUGUACAUGUGGGGGGUGGGCGGCGGGGGGGUGAGUCUGUCUUCCCUGUUCCCAGUUUCUGUGUGCUCUCCAGCACUGGCAUUUGCAUGUUCAGCAGACCAUCAGGAAACAGAGUCUAUGUGCACCUGUAGGGUCUCCCUUCUGACAGUUUCCUGAAUGCAGCAGUGUUGAGGGUAGCAGAAGGCUUAAUGACCCCAUUCGCACAUAAUGGUCAGCAAAACCAUGGCUUAGGGGGAGCCAAGCACAUAUGCAGGUUCCUGCAUUGAAGGUGGUAAGUUCUGAGGUCCUCCCUUGGUCCUGCUGCCACCACAGCAUCUAUGACUAAGCCAUGACUUGGCUUACUGUUGCAUCUAUACCCAGGCAGCUCAUGGCUUGUUUGCUUCAGAUAAACUUUGAGUGGUAAACUAAAAAUAAUAUUUGGUUUAUUGGCUUGUGGUUUUUGUUUGGAGCGAAACAAAGCACAAGUCUGAGUCUGGGUGUAGUGCUAGCUCAGAGUAGCACAGCUCCAACAGGACUGGGGGAGCUUUGCUCCAGAAGUCUGCUUGUUCAACCUAAGCCAUGGUUUGGCAUAGUGUCAAGUUAGAAUUGGGUCACUGAAUGCUUGACUAUGGCAUUUAUAAGUUUUCCUAGUAAAUUCUAGGGACGCGGGUGGUGCUGUGGGUUAAACCACAGAGCUUAGGACUUGCCGAUCAGAAGGUCGGCAGUUCAAAUCCCCGCGAUGGGGUGAGCUCCCGUUGCUCGGUCCCUGCUCCUGCCAACCUAGCAGUUCGAAAGCACGUCAAAGUGCAAGUAGAUCAAUAGGUAUCACUCCGGUGGGAAGCUAAACGGCGUUUCCGUGCGCUGCUCUGGUUUGCUAGAAGCAGCUUAGUCAUGCUGGCCACAUGACCCAGAAGCUGUACGCUGGCUCCCUCAGCCAAUAAAGCGAGAUGAGCACCACAACCCCAGAGUCUGCCACGACUAGACCUAAUGGUCAGGGGUCCCUUUACCUUUACCUUAGUAGAUUCUAGGCUGUUCUCUGUAGUAGAUUUUUUAAAAACCAGAAAGUUACCACUGACACUUUACAACUCUCUAGGAAAGAUUUGUGCAUAUAAAAUGCCGUGAUCCUUUAUUCUUUCUAUUCCUUAAUUUUCUGAGAAAUCUUGCCUUGGCAAUGACGUCUAGCUAUUACCUUUUUGACCAACUGUAUUUUGGAUGGCUUCCUUCUCAGUGUUGACUGUGAAUUGCUCCAUUAACUUUAAUAAGACUAAUUUUGCUUUUAAGUUAGGCAAAUUCUUGAUCAAUUUUGUCAGUGGCAAAAAAGUAAUGAGUUGCAUCAAACAAAAGCAAUUUUGGAUCCUGUUACAUUUAGAUUUGAGGGAGUCUGGCAUACUCUUUAUGAAUUAAGGUCAUCUGUUCGCAGGAAAAGGAUUGAGAAUUUAAUUCUAAAUACGGAUAAUGAUAAGGGGGGCUAAUUCUUUUAAUGCACCUUCUAAAAAAGUGGAAAAUAGGUAAUUAAACCACCUCUGGCGUCACUUCACCUCUUAAGCUGUUCAUCUGAAUAUCUGAAUAUCUUCUUCCCUCUCCCACAUUGGAGAAAGACUUCAGUUUUUUAUUUCAGUUUUAAUUGCAUACUCACAUUUCAGCAUGAGAUCCCAGGACAGGUUAUAGCAAUUAAAAACUACAACACUGAAACUAUUUAAAACAAGUUAUAGUCACAAAGAUAGGGUGGAUCUGAAAAAAUAUCUAUCUCGGGUGUCAGAGGCUAGGGACAUUUAAUAGAGGUGCCAGAAGCAUCUCUGGGUAGCGAACUUCACAGCUUAUGGGCUACCACAGAGAGUUCCCCCUCCUGAGACACCAACUUGAACUACUAUGGGCAGUAGAACUACCAAGAGUCCUUCUCCCCAGGGGGUCUGAAGGGAAGGAGGUGGUAUUUUCAGAUAUGGGGGGGCUAAAUUAUUUAGAGUUUGAACCCCCAAAUGAGCACCUGGAAAUUGACCUGGAAACUAACUGGCAGCCAUUAGUUGCAUCAGUAAUAUAGCUGCUACAUUUUGAACUAGGUGAAGCUUCCGAGUCAGAAGGAGCAGCCAACGUUUUUUAGUAGCAGAUUCCAGAAAUGUAAAUGGCAGCUUGAUGAUCAAGUAAUGUAUCAAGUCCAGUCAUUUAGAUAUUUGAGUUUUAUAUUGAACAAUUGGUUCUCCUAGAAACAGCAGCAACUGUUUAAACACCAAUUUGUCAGUUUCCAAAAAAAUACUUAGCAAAGAAUGACAACUGGAGAUCAUUGUGUUGAAGAUUUUUUGUCUUAGUUCAGUUAUUCCAUGAGGCCAAGCUCUGGAGAAAUGGCCAAAAUCUCAUUUGGAAAUCUUGCAGGGUGAACUUUUGAGGGGGAAAGUAGGACAUAUCUGCUGUUCUCGGAGCUAAACUUGGGAUGCCAUCUAUCGCAACCAGAGUUGAAAAUAAGUUAAAUGGAUGGUAACAUCCUUUCAAGCUAUGCCGGAUGGAAAAUGAAGGGUGGAGUGCUGGGCACAGAGAUGUCAAAAUAAACUGGCAAUUGUAACUGUUGAAGGGUUUUUGGUGUUAGGCCAUUCAUUGUUGUGACCUGACGGAAUGGGUUUCUGGCAGUGAUGUCCACAAACAUAGUUAUGGCUAUGAAUAGCAUGUAUUUCUUGUGGUGAUGUUGCAAGUUUAAGAAAGAUCACAUCAGGGCACAUUACCUUCAAAUACUAACCUUCCUUAUGUAGGCCUUUUAUGGAUUUUAAGUAAGACCAUAGUAGAUACAGUGGUACCUCGGGUUACAAAUACUUCGGGUUACAGACUCCGCUAACCCGGAAGUAGUACCUCGGGUUAAGAACUUUGCCCCAGGAUGAGAACAGAAAUCGCGUGCCAGUGACAUAGCGGCAGCAGGAGGCCCCAUUAGCUAAAGUGGUACCUCAGGUUAAGAACAGACCUCCGGAACAAAUUAAGUUCAUUAGCAGAGGUACCACUGUAUCUUGAAGGGAUGACUGCUGGUAUUCCAAUGCAGGAGUGAAAAUGUUUUUUGUUGUUGUUGCUGAAGCCAAAUCAAAUAUACUACUAAUUACUUUAUUUAUUUUACCCAUUAUAUGUCGAUCCAUUGAAAAAAUCUGGUUGCCUGUUCUGUCUCAGUAUUUGAGUUAAACACCACAAGGUGCUGUGAUUGAGAUACUAAGAAUAAAUUGGUUUUAUAACUUACAUGGUGGUGGUGUUUGUACCAAAUGUGUUCCCCCACAAACUAAUUAUUUUAACGAUUGAGCUUAAUUGAUUAGCAUAUGUAGCCAUCAUGACGGAUACGAAUUUUUCAUUACAUUUUAAAUUUCAUUUUAAUCAUGGUCAGUUGUAUUGAUUUUAGCAUAUAGUAGAGCGCUUGAUGGGUUAGUCUAUCUGCAAGUACUUUGGUGUUCAAAAGAAAGGCAGAGUGUUGUGCUCCUCCUAGUUUCAAUAUCUCUGGUUUAUAAAGAUAAUUGAAAGCUCCUCUAUACUGGGACUUCCGGGUCAGCGCCAUCGGUGAAUGGCGGAGUUCCUCCGUCCGGAGGAACGGGCUCCGUGGAAACUGGGUCUUCCCGCCGCGGCGAAGGUGGGGACCCGCUAGAAAUCCCAGGCGGAGGAAGCCUGGGAACGUGGGGUUCGGCAGGGCACCAGGAGCGCCCCCCUACUCGCAGGGAAUCCCAUUUAGGGGCUCCGGAGCGAAGUGGGGUGAGAAGCACGGUGCUGCGAACUGACUGCUACUUUCAUGGAGUGAAACCGCACAGCCAUUGCCGGAGAGCGCUGACCUUUUCCUGUCGACAAUUGGACUUAAAAUAAGUACCCGUGAGUAGAAACGGAAAAUUGGAUCAAGAAAUUUCUUAAUUUGGUAACGAAGCGGGAAGGUUCAAAACAGGAAGUCUGCCUUCCGCUUUUUGUAUAUAGACUAAAGCAAAAACUUUGUAAGCUAAAGCCUGGAAAGCUGUCAAAAAGUCUAUAUUUUCUUCAUUUAGAAUUACUGAAACCCCCUUGGAAGCAGGAGAAAAGGGGGGGAAUUUUGUUCAACCCUAGCAGGAGAGGGAGUGAAGAAGGAUAAGUUUCCACCGUCUCUAACCUGGGAACGGGGUGUCAGAGACAGAAAUUGUUGGAGAGGUUCAUUGACUGUGAAUGGGAUAUUUUGACAGAUAGCUAAAGAAGAGAAACAAGCUGAUUCCAAUGUUGCCUUUUGCAUCCUAAAGAAACAAAAUAUCUGAAAAAUAUCUGAAAAACGAAAGUAAUUUUCCUUUGUUGGACUUGCCAAAAAAAAAAAAAUGGAUACAAAUAGAAAUUGCCUCCUCUAGAGGGAGCUUGUCAAAUUGUUGCUGCAGUACACUUGAGGGCUCAACAGAUGUGAGAUUAAGACCGUGGGAACAGGCUUUUCUGACCUUGACUACAGAUGAGUUGGAAGGAAGACGGGAUGCUUGCCUUAUGUAAGACAAGUGCCCUGCUGGAACAGAUGCAUGAGACAAUGGACUUGAUGAAUGAGAAGAUGGAUUUGACUGUUGCAGUUAAUAACUGUGGGCAAACAGGGAAUAUUGAUACAGAAAUUAUCCAGGGACCAACUCAUGAAUCUGUACUGACUGGGCAAGUGCAGAAGAUAAUGGAGGAGGAUGCAGUUGCACCCCAAAUAAUACAAAUGGAGAGUCCCGAGGCCCUACAGGAGUAUGAGCCGCUGUCAUUGAAGAUUGAAGUUGGAGUGGGCCAGGGGGAGUCUGGAGUUGAGGAGGUUCCCAACGUUGGAGAGACCUUGGAAUAUCCUUUUAAAUACUUUUUGGACUAUAUUGAGGAUUGUGGGGAGUGGGACUGUGGGGAAUGGGUGGGUUUGAUGAAGGGAGAUGGAGGCAAUUCUGGCUUGGAACCCCCCAGAGGCCUACCCCUCAAUGAGAAAGGAAAGAAACUAAGAAAGAGACCAACAAAAGACAAGGAAAAGGGCAAGUAUAAACAAGAAGAAGAAGAAUUGCAGAAGGGACAUGGAAGAGACUUAAGGGCCUCGGACAUAAGGCUUCCAGGUUGAUGGACUAGAUGGAAUGGACAGUAAGGACUGACACGAUCCGAGACCAGGAAGAAGGGACGUUGGAUGAAGAUUGGAAUAAAAUUUAUAAAGAAAAUUUUCUAAUUGGGGAAUUGGCUAAAAAUUACAGUGGUGCCUCGCAAGACGAAAUUAAUUCGUUCCGCGAGUUUUUUCGUCUAGCGAAUUUUUCAUCUUGCGAAGCACGAAAUCCCAUAGGAAUGCAUUGAAAUUCAAUUAAUGCGUUCCUAUGGUCAAAAAAAGUCCAAACAAAGCCAAAUUUGGUACAACAAGAGUUUAUUAAGUGCUCUUUAAAGUCACACAUACUGUAAAGAGCAUUUCAAAAAUUGAAGGAACAAUAAAUUAAGUUUCUAAACAUGACAGAAAAACAUUUAAAAAUCAACAAAGUGUACAGUACAUUUUCUAAGACUCUGGGGGACAACUCGAAGAAGGUUCCUCUUCCACUCUUUGCUUCUUGCUGAAGAACCCCCUUCUCAACUGUUCUCCCAGCCACCCACCACACAGAAAUUCAAAUACAGAAUUUUUUAAAAAAAACAGCAGAGUGGCCCAGUGGUCACAGAAAAUCAUAAAAAUGCAGAAAAAAACCACACAAGCUUCCAGAUUCUUGCAAACCCCUCCUCAACUGUUCCUCCAGCCACCCACCACACAGAAAUUCAAAUCCAGAAUUUUUUUAAAAAAACAGCAGAGUGGCCCCAAUGGUCACAGAAAAUCAUAAAAAUGCAGAAAAAAAACACACAGGCUUCCAGAUUCUUGCAAACCCCUCCCCAAAACCAAGUCCUUGAAUUCCAAACACCCCAACCCAAAAUCCAAAAACCCCCCAAAAAGUUUUAAAAGUUUAAAAGAAGUUUUGGAAAAGCUUCAAAAAUCACCAAAGUCUUCAAAAACCUCAAAAAAGGCUACCAUACGAGUUGCUCCUCGAAGUCAAGUCGCAACUGUAUUAACGGUGUUAAGAAAAAGGAAACAAACUUGCAAGACCGUUUCGUUUUUCGUCUUGCGAAGCAAGCCCAUAGGGAAAUUCGUCUUGCGAAGCAGCUCAAAAAACGGAAAACCCUUUCGUCUAGCGAGUUUUUUGUCUUGCGAGGCAUUCGUCUUGUGGGGCACCACUGUAAUGAAUAUUAGGGAAAAUGUUGGAAUGAAACUAUAUGACUUUAGCAGAAAUGAUAUCAGGAGUAAUGUAUAUUUGAUAACUAAGAUUCAAGCUUUAAGGUGUUUUAGGGUAAGAUAAGGUUAAAUUAAUUAAGGUAAUGUGAAUAAUAGAAUAUGGGGAAAGAUGGAAAGGAUUUGUUGAGUUAAUUAUUAGAUUAAAUUAGGUUAGGAUGAAUUUUUUAACAAAAAUUGAGAAAGAUGGAAAGAAUUUGCUGAAAUAACUAAUUAAACUAGAAUACAAAAAGGGAGGUGUGAGGAAGUCAGUGAAACAAGCAAAUGGAAGUUUUAGAUAUGUAAGUUGUUUUGUUAGAUAUUGUGUUGUUUUCUUUUUUCUUUUUAUCUUUUUGUUGUAUUGUUGUAUUGGUUUUUGUGUUUUUUUUCUUUUUGUCUAUUAUAGUGUUGUUUUUUAAUGUUUUUUUAAAAUGUUUUUCUUCUUAUAAUUCUGAAAACUACUAAUAAAUAUUAUUAUUUUUUUUAAAAAAAGAAAGCUCCUCUAUACUGAGUCAGACCAUUUGCCAAGCCAGCUCAGUGUUGCCCACGUUGACUGGUUGCGGCUCUCCAGCAUUUUGGACAAGGGUCUCUCCCACCCCUACCUAGAGACGCUGGGGUUUGAACCUGGGACCUUCUGUGUUCAGGACAGAUGCUCUGCUAAUGGCCUUUCCCUUUAUGAAGCAGAGCCAGGAAGGACUUCUGCUUGAGACUUUUGAGCAGCAUUAGAGCCAGUAGGGUGCUGCCCUGCCAACUGCAGUCUGCCCUCAAGCAGCCUCUGCCUACCUGCCUUCUUAUUACAACCGCUCUACGGGGUGGGACUGGCAGUUAGCUCCUUCCUCCUUAGCGCUCAGUUCAGUGUUGCCUUUGUAGAACUCAACAGGGAGGAGGCAAAGCUAGAAUUAGUCAGCUCCCCAGUCAUUUGGCUCUGGUGCCAUCUACUGUUGGCCUCCCUGCUUUCCACCCCACCAGUGUCAGUGAACACCAGCCGCCAUUGCCUUUUAGAACUGUUCUAGUUAGAGUAAACAGUACUGUACUAGACUAUCUAACGGUUUGACUCGGUUUUAGGUACUGUCAUACGUUGCAAUGGCAAUGGGAGAAUUUGAACCCAGACUGAUUAUGUGGCCUUUAUUUUACCCACCAGGUUUGUUUUGUGUGUUAAAUUGGACACUAGUCAGUAUAUAGGUAAAAAGCUCUUGCUAUUCCCAGUUGUGUCUUCAAACUCAGGCCAUAUUGUUCUCAGUGGAGUCCUUAUGAAACCGUAUCUUUUUUCUUUCUCAUCGAUUGUUUUACAUUAAACUGAAAGACAACUUUUAGGACUGAUAGUAGAAAAAGGGCACAUUUGGUUUUGCAAAAUUGUUCUUGCCCAGGGGAAGCAUUGGUUAGUAAAUAAAGCUUUAAUUAACAUCAUCCAUCACCAUGAAGGGUGAGAUAUUAGUUCCUGUACUUGUGCUUGUAUAUUUUGAUGGUUCUGCACUGAAGUGCAUGCAGAUAAUUCCUUUGAGGAGGCAGAUGUAAAUUUUUAGAUUUUCGAGGCUGAAUAUAAUUAGACUUUAGAAAAGUAGCAGUCUCCUUUUCCUAUUUAGCGGGAAGAAUUGUUGAAGAGUAAUGUAUAUCUUUUGUCAUCUACUUGGCAAAACAGGAAGUGGACUAAUGAAAACUUUGUGUUAUUGUUUCAUUGACUAAUACUUAGCUGCUAGUAUGUACCUUUGAACUUUUGGGGACUGACUUCUGAGUGAAGUUUCAGAAGAUUGUGCUACUCAUUAUUUUUUUUAUGGCUAGUUUUAUGUGCCAGUUGAAUAUGACCCUAGUUUUAUGGAUUUAUUAAGGUAGAAUUUUCUUUGACUUCCAGGAACCUUAAAAGAAUUCUCAGUUCUCAUGUAACCUUAAAUAGGUUACUGCAUUCUCUGGUAUAAGUCAGAGAAAACCCACAUUAUGAAUUCUUACUCCAAGAGUUUGUAGAAGUUGCUGAAUAUUUCUCCCGGGCUUUACAACUGGGAGAUAUAAAAGGAAAGUAGUGGUUGUUGUCAUUUAGAAACACUUCAUUACAAGAAACAUUAGGAUAGGAGUUUAAAGAUGAUUGCUGCAAAAUGGUGUAAGGUGUGUGUGUGUGUGUGUGUGUGUGUGUGAAGUCUGCCUCGCUGUAGAAGCUCCAUCAGAAAACUAGCUGCUGUCCUCACUACUAAUUAAUAAAAAUGCUAUGUCGGUUGCAAGAUAAAACUUAGGUAUAAAAGGAGAAUUCCAAAAUCCAAGUUUGAGACAAGUACUCUUUGGUGAGAACCCCAGCAGAGAUUUAAAAUCACUAAAUUAUUGAUAUAGGAACUCAAGAGUGGCUUGUAAGAGCCAUGCGGUCCUGAACUUGAGCAGCCAUCUCAGAUCUCCUCACACUUUCAGCUUCUCAGGUAGAAUGAAGGGGAACAAGGUCUUGAUUACCUAGUCUCUCUUAAGGUGAGCUAAGCCUGGCAGGACAGCUUACUCUAUGGCACAACCCCUUCCUUCAUGCAUUAAUUAAACAUGUUGGUUAUAUGAGGCUGGUUAUCCCACAAAAGCUUGUCUCAAGCUGUUGAACCCAAACUUAUUAGAAGGAAUCUUUCAUAUUAACAUUCAUCUGUGUAAUUCAGUGCGAGUGGAGGCCUGCUACCUUAAAAAAGAACCCUGGGAAAUGUAGGAUGUGGACACAUAACUUGAGUGACCCAAACUCAAGUGGAUUUAUAUACUUGGAAUCUCAAGUGGAUUUAUAUACUUGGAAUCCAGUUUGUGAGACCAGUAGUUGGCUCAACUUGCAUCUCAGUUAUUUUCAGUAUGGUUGAGUAGAUUAACAAUUUCUAUCUCAGGUGAGUCCAGUAAUCUGUCUGGGCCCCCACUGUUAGGUUUUAUUUUUUGUGAAUGGUUAGUUCCAGAAUUCUUGGAUUUUACCACUUGUUUCACAAUGUAUGUUAAAGAAAGAUGGCAUCAUAUUCCUAGAUGGGGUGUGUGUGGGUGUGGGUGUGUAGUACAAAUACUGCUAAACGUGAAAAGGAGCUCUUCAUCAAGUUUGUUCCUGUGGCCAGUGGUGAAAAUUACAUACUCCAAAAUCCUUUGUAACGUACCAGUCAAUGAUCUGUCUACCUCCUUUCUCAUUACAAGGAGUGAUACAGUACAAAAGCUGCUAAGACUUGAUGCUUUUUCAACCUGAAUGGCACCUGUAAACCUGACAGUUGCUCAAAGGUCCUUCUUGUUUUCCUGAUCAAUGAAGGAGAAAAUGAAAGAAGGAAAUGUCACUCUUUUGAAAGUGGGAAACACUUGAGACAGAAAAUCUCCCCCACCUCAUUUUUUGUGUGUUUUUUAAAGGCACAAAUGCUAGCUGUAUAAUGAAAGGCUUUUUGCAACGCCUACUUGCUUUUUGCUAUCUCAAAAGUAAAAACCUUUCUCAGUGUAUUGUAGAAGCAUGGAACGAUACCCUAAAGAAGCAAAAUGUCAUUAAGGGUCAGGCAGUCUGUAUAUGUCCUUGACAUAUUGGGUCAAUGGGUUAUGUUUGUUCAGGAAUUUUAUGUCUCUGGAUGCUAGAAGCGUGCCUUUGUUCUUUUCUUACUCUAUAUCAAAUCAAUUUGUCACUUUGGAGCACUGUUGCUUGGACUGCACUGAAUGUUCUCCUCUUUCAGUUUGGGGGGGGGUCAAAAGCUUGCUUUCAGAGGACCAAUCUACUCCUUGAAAGAAUCCUAAAUUCUGUGGAUGUUAAUCUCCUCUCCCCCCACCCGCCCCAUAUUUUUCACUCCCAUUGCUCUGCUGCUAUUCUGGCAACUCCUCCCAUCCACACACGAUAUUGCCAUCACCUUCUGUUAGUCACGUGGGCAAUCCUAAUCCCAACUCAUCAUAAAUAGGACGAUUUCAUGACACUACAUAGCCAAUGAGAUCUGGCUACGUGCUGAUGUCACUGAAGACAGACUAAGCCAUUAACCUCAAUCCCAAUAGAUGGACACUUUUGCAUCAUUUCAAUACAGCCAUAAAAAAUACUGAGAGCGGGGGGCUUUUCAAUGCUGGUGAAAAUAUCCACGAACAGUUGGGUGCUCUGAUUUAAUGUAGUUUAUUUGCCACUGUCUUCUUGACACAUCUAUGGCUUUAAAAUUGCAAAACUGCUGUAUCCCAAGCAAAGCAGACCUUUGGAAAGUUCAUUUUUCAUCACAAUCCUUGUACAGUGGUACCUCAGGUUAACUACUUAAUUCGUUCCAGAGGUCCGUACUUAACCUGAAACUGUUCUUAACCUGAAGCACCAUUUUAGCUAAUGGGGCCUCCUGCUGCCGCCGUGCCGCCGGAGCAUGAUUUCUGUUCUCAUCCUGAAGCAAAGUUCUUAACCUGAAGCACUAUUUCUGGGUUAGCGGAGUGUGUAACCUGAAGCGUAUGUAACCUGAGGUACCACUGUAUGGUUAGAUUGAAAGCCCUGUCUUCAUGAAUGCUAUGCAACCUCUUCUUUAUUCAUAGACUCCCCUGCUGCCAUGGGUGGCUUGAAUGGCAUUCUGCGGUGCAUGGGGCCUCUUCAACUGAUGUGGUGCCUGCAUUCUGCCCACCGACAGUAAAUUAGGACAGGAGCAGCAAAGUUGGCAUUUCUCUGGGUAGCAGAGCCUCAUUCAGAGCAGCCCUUGAUGCAAGGAAGGGCCCUGCAGAGAGGGGAGGGAGAUGCUUGGCUUUCCUAUCAAUGCAGCCCAAGAGAACCUUGCCGGAAAAUAAUUGAACAUUACCUGUUGUGCUCUAGCAAGUCUUUUCCCAUGGACAACACAGGCAAGAAGACAUAGGCAUCUCGAAGAAACUGGGCAGACCUUGAAGUCAUCUUAGUAGCUGAGAAUUCUCCACUGAAUUGUGGCCAGUCCCCAGAGACAAAAUGGUUGCAGGAUGUCUUCGGGAGAAGAAAAGGCUCAGGGGUAAAGUAAACCCUGCUCACAUCCGGAGAAGAGUCCCUAAGGUGGUUGGAUGAUGCCUUGUACACCUUCUGGCAACACCUGCAGCCCAGCUGGUGCCAAACAUAUUGCUCUGCUUCCUUUGGACCACAUCAGUGAGGCCAAGAGGACCUCCGUGCACACUGCCCACGCUUGCGCCCUCAGAAGGUCACUUUGGUGCUGCUAACACAGCGGUUUGACUUCACCUCUGGAGGCGCCCUCCAUUGUCUCUCGAGACAGACAGAUGCCGACAACAGCAAGAUUGAGCUGCUCAUUCUGAUACAAAGUUUCAGAGUUUAGGAGAAGGGCCAUUGACUUAGUGGUAGAACAUCUUUUUUAUGCAGAAGGUCCUAGGGUCAAUCCCAGAUAGGACUGGGAAGCAACCCUUCAUGAAAUUCUGCAGAGCCGCUUCCAAUCAGUAUAUCAACUAAAUAGAGAGCUGUAAGGCAGCUUCCUAGGUUCCUGAGAUAGGUGGGUCAAGCAGGGAAAAUUGGAGGUGUCUCAAGAAUCCUUUUGGGUUUCUAAUGGAAGAUACCUUAGUGAAAUCAAAUAUUAACAAAAGAAGGUUAUAUACGACAGUGGGACACUCAAGACGGCCCUGCAAUGCAAAUUGAGAGGAGUUGGGUGAAGUUGAUAGGAAAGGCUAACAUGCCAAUUCUUUUCCACAAUCCAAGCACAUGCUACAGUCUCUGUUGUGAGGGGUGGGGGGUAAAAAAGUAGCCCACACUGCCAUUUGGAACAGUCCCACUUGCAGCAUCUGAAUUCGCCACAGGUAAAAUGGCCCACUUUAAAUUUUAGUUUUAAUACAUUAUUCCAGUCAUCACACACUUGUUCCUCAGUGUAAUUUGAAGCAGCCAAUAGACUGAAGGUCAAAAUUGUAAUUCUGGUCAUGGAGAAUCAUAUCAAAGAAAUCGGUUUUUUUAAAGAAUUUCAAUCUUCUAUUUCUUUGUUUCAUAAUGGAUUUUCAUUUUUUCUUUUUAAAUGCCUUUGUUAUGCAUUAGCAGUCAAAAAAUUAUUGUGCUGUGAUUUGUUGCUCACUCGAAAGGUAUUUCACUCAUGAACUACAUUUCACUUUUAAUUUAUAAAUAGGUUUCUGGCUUAAAAGUUUACUGAUGUGGAAUAGACAGAGUUGUCUUUGAGCUCAAACUGCUUGGCCUGCUUCUCACAGUAACAACCCCUUUGACCCAAACACCUUGUUUGUUUGUUAUUCUCCUUGCAAACUCUUGAUGUCUUAUUCUUUAAUGUUGUUUUUAUAGGGCACAGCUUUCCAUCUUUUUAAUGUGCAGGGGAGACAACAGCACAGCAAUGCAUUUGAUGAGGUGCUUGCUGUAAUAUAAAUACUUUGACAAAGUGUGGUUGUUAAGAGAAGGUGCACAUAUUUGAUGACUGAAGAAAAGUCUGGACGUUAAAAACAUUUAGAUCUUCAGGUCCAUUUACUGUUGUUGCAAACCUGCAGAGUUUUGCUUGGUUUGCAAGAUUUCACUUCAUUGAUGCUAGAGGGUAUCCCUGUGUUUUAGUACUUGGUGUCUUAAGUUUUGCCCUAGCAUAUGCCAUUGCUUGCUUAGUGGCACUAGUAUUCAGCUGUUAGAACUAUGCCAUCCACAGGCAGCAUUGGGAAUAAGAUCUCACCUCUUCCAUUUUUACCAUCACUCUGCCCCUCCCUGUAGGGUCCCCAAAUGUCGCUGGUACUUUAUCCCUGUUUUUGAAAUGUGGUUAGUAGAUUGGCCACUUGGUGAAACUCUAAUCACAUUCUCACUUAUGACAAAGUGACAUAACUCACAGAUGACCACACAAAUAAGUAGCGGCUACAAUGCUUUUUUCUGGGGGGGGGGAAUGCAAGGGGACGCAUACACCUAAACAUUUUGUGAAUCUUUGUACUUUUGUCCAUUUACUGUAUUUAUUUUUCCCGAUUUGAACUAUAAAAUGGUGGUUUUCUUGAGUCAAAGUGAGAGUACCUAUAAACAUUAUUUUAGAAAAAAAGCACUGAGCGGCUAUAUCCUCCACUCAUCGAUGUAUUUCACUGUAGAAAUUCAAUGGGAGUUUGAAGUAUAGUGAGAUGAGCUGUCCAAAGAAAACGUUGUUUGUUUGUUUUAAAAAAGAAACCCAUUGAGCUAGUGCAGGCAAUUGUAACUUUAAACAGCUGUUUGAAUCCCAGCCUCAGUCAUUCUGUAUAAUCAAAAUAGUGGUUGAAAUAUGUAUCUGCUUGACACCUGCUAUCCAGUAGUGUAUCUAGAAAAUAGACCCUCUUGGAGCUUUAAAUAUGAUCGAGGUUUCCAUUUUAUUGUGGAUGUGGACAGAAAAUGACUUUAUCAAAACUUACUAUGCUGUAAAUCAUUCAGAUUAAUUUUUGGGUUAUAUAUCCCUGUUCCAAAUACUGCGAGAGAGCAUUAUUUAUUUGUUGCCCAUGUUUCUCUUCCCUCUAAUCUUGGUGGUUUCAUAUAACUUACUUAUAGUAAUUUAUUCUUUCCUAAAACUUUGUGCAUUUUAUUUGCUUGGAGCGACGAGAAACCCCAGAGAAUUCUAGUACAUGAUGAAUCUCUUCCACUGUGAGGGAUGAAUGCAUUCUAGUCAGGUUUCUCUUCUAGGUAGUCAUUUGAAUAACAUGAAGGCGAGGCUUCAUCAGAAACAGACUUCCUUGCUGAACAAAGCCAGAAGGCCAUUGCUUUUAAAAAAACACACACCCACAAACCCCACAUUUUUGUGUAUAUAUGCAGUGUUUAUGAGAUUUAACAAAAUCAUAGCUUGAUAAAUGGAUUCCUCGAUUAACAACACAAAACAGCUGCAGGGUUGAAGGUGAGUAGUAUAAAGUUCCUGAAUGAACACGUUCAUUUUGCUACCCUUGAGGACAAAGAGCUGUCUUAUUAAUUAUGCUUCUCAAAUCUCAGGCUUCCCGGCCUUUAGAAGCCCAUUGAAGUGUGUGGGUUCUUGUGGUCAGAUUAUCUGCCUCCUGGAUUCUUAAAUUUCAGCAAUAGCAUGGUUUAGUCUCCAGAGAACCCUGUGUUUCAGCUGGAUUUCAGCUAGAUAGAAACAAGACGUGCCAGUUUCCGUUGCCUGAAUACCUUAGGCUGUGUUCAUCAUGUUUCAAUAACUCUGAUGCCUGUCUUCCUUGCUUUCCUUCCUCCCUCCCUCCCUCCCUCCCUCUCUCUCCCAUACCCUAUGCAGGAGGUCUCCUCAGAUGCCGCUGGAACUCUGACUGCUGUUGAAGAAAGAAAGGAAAAGGUUCCAACCCCCCAUCUCAGCCACCUUGUCGUCCUGACAUCAGGCAGCACUUUAUAUGGCUUGGCAGAGAGAGUGGUCGCCACAGAAUCCUUGUGCGUUGACUGUCAAUCCGUGUUUCUUUCUAAUUAUUACAAUGGACACUUGCAGAUUAGUUUUUAGAUUCAUCCUCCAAUUGUUGAACCGCUUCAAGUGGGGUCUUCGUGGUAUUAACUUUCUCUCAUUGGCUAUGACGCUUUGUGCACGAUAAGAGCAUAAAUCGCUUGGGGUUAAACGAGGGAUUCAUGGUUCAGACUAUACUAAUAUAUCCUGAAUCCCAUACUUCUCUGUCUGUGGCGAUGCUUAAAAGGGAUGCAUUCCCAGCUUUUCUGCAUCCUUUUGACUUAAAAAUGUAUCUUAUUUUUAAGAUCAAUAUUAGAGCAACUCUUUUGGCCCACUGGGUAGCGCUGGACCGCAGCCUCCUGAGAGUGCCACUCCAUAUCAGACAACAUACUUGCCUGAACUUCUCCAGCUAUAUUCAGUUGCCUGGUUGCAUUGCCAACUGCUUUGUUUCACUGUGUUCUGUGGUUUACAUUUUUGUCUGUGUUCGUGCUCAUAGCAAACGGAGCAUUUUAAUUCAGAAAUCAUUUGUUAUCACUUUGUAACAGAGACAAAGCGUUGGCGCCAUUGGGAGAUUUCUUACAGAGAUAUGUGGUUCGUAAAAUUAGUGAGCAAGAGCGGAAAAAAUUGAGCCCCCUAGCCUCGGCCUCCCUAGUCUAGCAUCCUCUUUGCGUCAGGGGCAAACCAGGUCCUUAAGAGAUAGCCGCCUGCAGGACGCAGAAGGCCUCUCUUGCUGUUGUUCCCUAGCAAUUACUAUUUGGAAGCAUAUUAUCUCUGAAGAUGGGUGGGGGGUGUUCAUAUGGCUAUCAUGACUAAUAGCCACUGGUCGGCUUAUGCUUCAUGAAUUUGGCUAAUUUCCUUUUAAAGCUGUUAAAGCUAGAAGUCAUCACGAAAGAUAUUGGGAGUUACAUCUGCAGGAUACGACGUAGACAGGGAUCUGGUCCAAAAGGCUCUUGUAUUAUCUUCUGGAGGCAAUAACUUUUUCUAAUAUUUGUACCGAGGUCACAAUGGAUUUUUCUCUUUUGUUUCUCAGAGUGUUUUUAGCUGAGCAGUUUGAGUUCCUCCAGUCUCAUCUUGAUGCUGUAAUGCCUCCAGCCAAGAAACCUUUUCUUCAGCAGUUCUAUUCGCAGGUCAGGAUUCUGCACACAUCCACUGUUUUUAUUUUUUAAGGGUGGAAUUCAUUGAUUUCUCCUGAAUGGCUAUAUCACCUGCAUGACACAGUGAUGUGUUGUGCAGUUUAUCUGAAGUUUUCCUGUACCAUAGGAAGAAAAUGCUGUUAAUUACACCAGAUUCUCCUUGCGUUCCAGACGGUUUCAACAGCCAGUGAACUCCGUAAGCCUAUAUACUGGAUUGUAGCUGCUAAAGCAAUUGAUUAUGAACAGAUGCUGCUGCUAAUGGCAAAUGUGAAAUGGGAUGUGAAAGAAAUCAUGUCACAACACAACAUUUAUGUAGAUUCUCUUUUAAAGGUGAGUAUCUCUUUUCUUGCAUUGCAUUUUAAUGACCUAACAAAGACAGAAAUCAUUUCUGUUGGUCCCUUCUUAUAUAUCCUGUGCAACACAUUCUCAGCUGGAUGUUUUGCUCUAACCAAUUUUUUGUUGGCGUUGCUAGAGCUAAAAAUAUUUGUUUUCCCAUUAUUAAAGCUGAAGACUUGUGGGUAGCUUGCCAGCAGUGAGAGUAGGAGACCUGCUGGAGUUCAAUUCGGUUCAUGAGUUGGUAUAUAUCAUUAACAAACAGCAUUAUGGGACUCUCUUAGCUGGAAAUAUGAAAAGCCUGUCACAAGAGACCACAAAUAUAGAAGGAAAGCCAAGCUUAAUUUAAUUAAUUGUUGGUGGUGCCAGAAUCUGGUCAGAUUGACCUUGAGGAGUAAUCGUCUGCAAUUACCUUCCCUCUUUUCAUUUCCAUUAUGAGUUUUAUGUCUAUCUGCUAAAGACUAUCUGCGUUCCCAGACGUACCUGUAAGCAUUAGUCCUUCACUAGUACAAUCAUAAGCAGAAGUAAGUCCCACUUUACUUGCAAGUGAGUGUGCAUAGGAUGGUAGCCUUUGUCUUCUGUUGUCCUUACAUUUCCUGGACAAGAAUAACCGACUUGGGGAUAUGUGAAUUAAUUUUAUCCAAUCACCAAAUUAUAUAUUUUUAUGAAUUCCAUUUGUAGGCUACUAUUCCGUACUAAUUCUUCCCAGUUUUAAUCCUUAAUUGAGACUAACUUUUUCCUUAGUAACUCACACUUCACGCAGGCCGACUAUAAUAAAAAUAUGUUUAGUGUGUGUUGCAUGUAGUGCAUUUUAUGAGUUUAUAUUUGUAUUCUUUAGGGAUGGACAAAUCCUGCCAAUUCUGAUUCAGUAAUAAGUUGAAUUUACUGGAUUGGAUACUCCAUAUCCAUGUUUGUGAAGUAUCAUUGGAGCUGUAGAUCCCAUGAGCUGUGUGGUCUAGGAUACUCCCACAUAUGUGCAGGAUAUCACAGCAUGAGCCAGGUUCUUGCCACACACCCAGCUGGACUAUUUAAUUGCUCCAAAACUAUGGAAGCUACAGUAUGAAAAGUGGUGGCAUGCCCUGGAGCGCACUAGAAGCAUCAGCACAUACUAGCCUAGGUUGAGUUAGGUAAGCCUCCAUGCAGAAAGCUCCAGGUUCAAACCCUGGCAUCACCAGUUAAAGUAUCAGGUGACAUGAAAGACCCGCCUCCUACCUGAGACCCUGCAAAGCCUUCUGCCAAUCAGAGCAGACCUAGCUGGACCAAUGGGCUGACCAAGGAUAAAGUAGCAGCGUGAACACACUUCAUGCCAUAUGAACAUUCCCCGUGUUCCAAAAGCAAAUCUUAAUUCAGCUACAGAAUUUUAGAUGAUAAGGGAGUUUAGCGGCAACCCUCAUGAUAACCAUAAAUGAGAUGAAGUAUAAUCCAUUUUCUCUCCAUUUUGUAUCAUUGUGAUUUGUGCCUCCCUUUGCUCCCUCUAUAUAAAUGAGUUUUCGUGUCUAGAUAGGUAUGUUUUGUAUGUAUUGCCACCACUGACUAAUAUUCCCUUUAUGUUUUAUUAGGAAUUUGAACAGUUUAACAGGCAGCUGAAUGAGGUUUCUAAGAGAGUUCGUAUUCCAUUGCCAGUGUCAAAUAUUCUUUGGGAGCAUUGUAUACGACUAGCUAAUAGAACUAUUGUAGAAGGGUAAGUGGAUUAUGACACCUUUUCUAAUUUUUUUGUGGGUCCCUCUCCUUGCCUUGUAGCACAUGGUUCAACCCUGCUCUUUUCUUGUAAAACUUUAAAAUUUGGAUGAUGUGAGCUAAUUAAUCAGAGAAGCUUGGACUGUGUGGACCCUGCUUUAGCCUUGAGUUGGAUCAAGGAUGGGGAAUCUUCAGGCCUCCUAUAUGUUGUGGAUCUCUAACUCUCAUCACAUCCAGCCAGCAUAGCCAGUGGUCAAGGAUGAAGGGAGUUGAAGUCCAACAACAUCUGGAGGGCCAAGGGUCCCCAUUCCUUGGGAAGAUCGUCUCCAGGUUAUAUCUCAAGUUCUGCAGUGAUCACACCACAUGUGUCCAUCAGCUGCCUUGCAUAGGAGUCAUGAGGAAUAGAAUUCUUGAACUGAGCUUGAGCACAGAGCCACGGUGCAUGUGUAACAAUAUUAUUUAUUAGGGGAAACCUUUCCUUGCUCACUUCAUUACUGGGUCAGAACAGCUGCUACGGCACCUCAAGGUUCUUAGGAACAUAGUAAUCAAACAAUUGGCCCAUCUAGCUCGGUCCAGCAGUGGCUCUCCAGGGUUUCUGACAGCACCAUUCCCAGCCCUACCUGCAGAUGCCAGGGGUUCACCUGGGAAUGUCUGCAAGCAAGGCAGAUGCUCUCCUACUAAGCUACAACCCCUCCAACAUCAAUUCAACCAAGAGAAUUUAUCACUGCAGAAGUAUUAAUAUCACUUUGGGCUGUUUAGGUGCACCCCAUACUUGUUCCCUAGAUUCAAAUUCAGACCAUUCAUUUUCCAAACCAAUUGCCAUCUUGAAGGGCAAGAGAAGAGUAUUCACAAGUGACGUGAGAGUUGUCCCUUUAGUCCUCUGUAAAUACAUCAGUCUCCAAUAGCAGCUUGAUAUCCUUACUGCAUUCUGCGGCAAUUUGCCCACAAAGAUGAGGACGUCAGAGUAGUUACCGCGCAACCACGACUGCACACUUAUCUGUUGCCUGUCUGUCUUAGUUACGCAAAUGUCAAAAAGUGUAGCAACGAGGGGCGUGCCUUGAUGCAACUGGACUUUCAGCAAUUUUUAAUGAAGCUGGAGAAACUCACGGAUAUUAGACCUAUUCCGGAUAAGGAAUUUGUUGAAACCUACAUCAAGGCUUAUUAUUUGACUGAAAAUGACAUGGAACGCUGGAUCAAGGAGCACAGGGUAAGACAUGGAUUUUUAGUUCCUCUCAUUGGGUAGGAAUUGUGGGGAAUAUCCUUGAGGCAACAGUGGAGGCCAUGUAAUUUAAGCAGAGGUGGCUGGCAAGGAAAGCGAUAAACUUGCUCUCCUCCCCAUCCACUUGGUCUGAAGUCACUUGCCCCAUGAUAAAAAGGCCCGUGAGAGAGAGAGAGAGAGAGAGAAUAAGCACUAGGCUUAUUUCCCUCAUGUCAUUAUAAUCACCUGAGGGAGAAUAGGGGGGCACACUGGCAAGCCCCACCCUCCUCAGACGCAUUACAGGCCCCAUAUUGAGAGCUGAAGGGCAUUUGAUUGGAGCUAGGAGCCUCUACUAUUUGUCACAGCAAAUGUUGGAAAUCAUAUGGGGAUCCCUGGUUUAGAAAAAAUGUGCUGGGGACGACAACUUCCCAGCACUUUCUUGCCAGUGUUUGUAAUCACAUGAGAGGGAAGAUUUCCAAAUAGGGUUUAAAUCUUUCAAGGAAGGGUAUAGGCUCCCAGGCUGAUAUGAGUCCCUAAAGAAGGGUCUGACAACUGAAAUGGGUUGGGCUCAUUUCAAGAAGCUAUUUUCCUAGCAUAAUGGAGGUGCGUGUCUCUCCCCCCACCCCCUAUCCUGGCUUCUGUGUUUUUCCCUUUCUUUUUGAUUGGUGCUUUUCCAUUCUGUAACAGUCUGUUCCCUGUACUGCUUCCUUUCUGCUUAAUAUACUAAGUUUAGAAGGCCCAUUAGGAACAGUUCUUGAUUAUUUCUGCGGUUGGUUGCAUCAUUAAGGAAUUGACCCAUAACUUUGGCAUUGUUGUAUAAGAAAGCAAUGAGAAUAAUACAUCAGUCAGAAAAACAACUGCUUUCUCAUUUUCUGGUUAUUUAUCCUAUAACUAUUUUUAUACCUUGUUUUACUAUACACAUGAAAGCUUAUAGAUAUUAAACUAUUAAAUCAAUUUAUUUUAGAAUCAUGAAAGUUAGAAUAGAUCACUGUAAGCCUGUAGAUUCAUAAACUGCCCUGGGAACUUAAUUACAUGGGUGGUAUGUAAAUGCAGUACUGAAUAAAUUAAGGGACUAAAACGUUCUCCAAGUACCUUCCAUAAAAAGCAAUCUCUCUUCUGUUGCUUGUAGGUUUAGGAUUUAUCAGAUCUAAACAAUAUCCAUGAGGCCACGGCUGUUAAGUUCUUUGGGUGCGCUAAUGCAGUCCUACCUUGGAAGUUGAACAGAAUCUUUUCUGGAAGUCUGUUCGACUUCCUAAAUGUUUGACUUCCAAACCACGGCUUCUGAUUGGCUGCAGGAAGCUCCUGCAGCCAAUCAGAAGCCACGGAAGCCCUGUCGGACGUCCAGCUUCUGAAAGAAUGUUCAAAAACUGGAACAAUUGCUUCCAUAUCUAUAUGCUAGGUUGUCCAAGGCUGGCCUAAGUAGACAUAAAUGAGCCCCAAUCAUGUUAUGUUCUAUUGAUGAUGCGCUACAAUUGCAGCACAAUAGCUGUGAGCUCGUAAGAGAUUCUGGGUGGUAAUAGGCUGGGAAGGAGUCCAUAUGCUUGCACCAAAGGAAACCUGGAAACAAAGUGAAUUGGAUGUGUCAGAGCUGUGCUUAACUUUUCUCACUCAACGAGACAUCUGAGGCACACAGUGUGCAAACCCACCAAAGGUCACCAAUUAAUCAUCCAGAGCAAAAGGGGGAAAAAAUGUCUUGGCAGAUUAUUUUCUUUUAACAUUGGAUAAUAACUCCCUACCUAGCUCCCAGCGACUUCUUCCACAAAUCUUGUUUCAGCCUCUUUUCUUUAUCCAUCCAAAUAGUCUGCGUUGGAACUUAUAUAGCUCUACUAAAUGUGAGCCUUUUUAAAAAGUGCUAUUUUUGUACACUCCUCAUUCUGAGACUAUUGCAACUUCUAAACAGUGAAGUUAGAAUCCUAGUUAUUCUCACCAUACAUUGGUUGGAACGGUGCAUGGUUGCAUUUUUAUUAUUAUUAUUUUUAAAAACUUGCAAAUGUUGCACUGAGUCAGUAAUCCUGGAUUGCUCUCAAUCUGGCUAGACAUUUACUUUUCUUGGAUGAGCUUAAACCCACUUUAAGAGCAUUUCCACCCUUCUCCCUUACCCAAGAGAAAUGUUAAAAGCUUUACCUCUGUUAAAUAAUCACUCAAAUGUUCUGGCAGUGUCUAAAGCAAGAGAGAGCUCUGUUUAAACAGGCAGCUGUGCCCUGGCACAUUUCUGUGUUUUUGUAAGAGUUAACAAUUAUCCUUCUUAAAACACUAUUUAAGAAAUGUGUUCAUCUUUUGAUCAGGUACAAUAUUGCUGAAUUUCCCCCCCUCAAAUCCUUUUAGGUAAAGCUAAAUUGGAACUGUGAGCAGAAGCACUAAAAACAGAUUUGCCGAAACAGUGUUGUUUUCUUAGUAUCUGCUUUCAUGGUUGUUUUCAGUCUUAGCCAGUUUCGCAUAUUUUUCCCCGAAGAAUGGAAAAUAAAUUUUAAGUGCCUUAAGAUGUUUAAAUAUUCACAGAACUGCAUCCCAUCCAACGCUUGACUAAAACUGUAAGCAUUUCCCCGUGAUAAUCUGCCGUACUUGUUGCAAAACACCCUUCUAAGCUUCACAACCACAAAUAAUAGCCACAUGUGUGGCUUUGAAUAUUUCUUCAGAAAGUGACAAGUUCUGCCUUGGUGCAUUUUCUUCCUUUUCUUUUUCUUUUAGCAAUACGUUUCUUAUUUUCUGGGCAGUGUCAUUCCGCUUGCUUGGAACUAAAAUGUGAUUUGCUUUCUUUGCCCAGGAGUAUUCUGCCAAGCAGUUGACUAAUCUGGUGAAUGUUUGUCUGGGGACCCACAUCAACAAAAAAGCACGACAAAAACUCUUAGCAGCUAUCGACGACAUUGAUAGGCCUAAAAGAUAAUAGGAGAGAGAUUGCAGGGUUUUUGUUUUGUUUUUUUAACCAAUGAAGAGAACGAGGGUAUCUCUAAUGGACUACUCAUGGAAUUUGGUUAAAUUUGGAAAAUUUGUGCCGUAUUCCUAUUGACUUUGAAGGCACUUUGAAUCAGUGCAGUGGGCUUUUCAAAUGCAAUUUUUAUACUGUCUUUUCUGUUUCUUCAGUUGUCAGGAAGGCACUGUUGUACCAUUUUGGCUGUAUAUUUUCCUUAAUUGUGUACUAUAUGGCUAAUCAAAAUUAGAAGGAAACAAGCUGAGAUAUUAAUAUAUUUAGUUGGUGUUUUUUUGUGGGGGGUUUUUUGUGUCUUUUUGUAAAAGGGCUGCUAAUGCAGUAGUUCACCCUUCUUUGCUCAGAAGGCGGUUAUGAACCCAUAUAAAGAGAACUUUGUUCAGAGUCUUCAGAUUAUGAAAUGUGCAUGUCCUUUAAGAGUGUGCAUCAGCAAAAUAUUACUGUAAUGUUUAAGCUCAUUGCCUUUUUAUUUCCUUGCAAAUGUAAGUUCAUUUCAGAAUGAAAUCUGUCUUGUCAAAGGAAUUGACCACAAAUUAUGGGAAAGUAAUAAAUACUGUACACU
Messenger RNA from Podarcis lilfordi (Lilford's wall lizard), 86094 nucleotides. Lineage: Eukaryota; Metazoa; Chordata; Lepidosauria; Squamata; Lacertidae. The record is from the annotation of a GenBank genome assembly.